Molecule: messenger RNA, 48824 nt
Organism: Coregonus sp. 'balchen'
Lineage: Eukaryota; Metazoa; Chordata; Actinopteri; Salmoniformes; Salmonidae
Source: the annotation of a GenBank genome assembly
AUGUUGAAGAUUCUGAUGUGCAAGGAAGUCCUGCUGUGUACGGUAGUGUGUGUGUGUGUGUGUGUGUGUGUGUGUGUGUGUGUGUGUGUGUGUGUGUGUGUGUGUGUGUGUGUGUGUGAGAGAGAGAAAGUGUACAGUGGCUUGAGAAAGUAUUCAUCCCCCUUGGCAUUUUUCCUAUUUUGUUGCCUUACAACCUGGAAUUAAAAUGGACUUUUUGGGGGUUUGUAUCAUUUGAUUUACACAACAUGCCUACCACUUUGAAGAUGCAAAAUAUGUUUUCUUGUGAAACAAACAAAUAAGACAAAAAAACUGAACUUGAGCGUGCAUAGCUAUUCACCCCCCCCAAAGUCAAUUAUUUGUAGAGCCACCUUUUGCAUAAAUUACAGCUGCAAGUCUCUUGGGGUAUGUCUCUAUAAGCUUGGCACAUCUAGCCACUGGGAUUAUGCCCAUUCUUCAAGGCAAAACUGCUCCAGCUCCUUCAAGUUGGAUGGGUUCCGCUGGUGUACAGCAAUCUUUAAGUCAUACCACAGAUUCUCAAUUGGAUUGAGGUCUGGGGUUUGACUAGGCCAUUCCAAGACAUUUAAAUGUUCCCCCUUAAACCACUCGAGUAUGCUUAGGGUCAUUGUCCUACUAGAAGGUAAACCUCCGUCCCAGUCUCAAAUCUCUGGAAGAAUGAAACAGGUUUUUCCCCUGUAUUUAGCACCAUCCAUCAUUCCUUCCAUUCUGACCAGUUUCCCAGUCCCUGCCGAUGAAAAACAUCCCCACAGCAUGAUGCUGCCACCACCAUGGAUGGUGUUCUUGGGGUGAUGAGAGGUGUUGGGUUUGCGCCAGACAUAGCGUUUUCCUUGAUGGCCAAAAAGCUCAAUUUUAGUCUCAUCCGACCAGAGUACCUUCUUCCAUAUGUUUGGGGAGUCUCCCACAUGGCUUUUGGCGAACACCAAACGUGUUUGCUUAUUUUUCUUUAAGCAAUGGCUUUUUUCUGGCCACUCUUCCGUAAAGCCCAGCUCUGUGUAGUGUACGGCUUAAAGUGGUCAUAUGGACAGAUACUCCAAUCUCCGCUGUGGAGCUUUGCAGCUCCUUCAGGGUUAUCUUUGGUCUCUUUAUUGCCUCUGAUUAAUGCCCUCCUUGCCUGGUCCGUGAGUUUUGGUGGGCGGCCCUCUCUUGGCAGGUUUGUUGUGGUGCCAUAUUCUUUCCAUUUUUUAAUAAUGGAUAUAAUGGUGCUCCAUGGGAUGUUCAAAGUUUCUGAUAUUUUUUUAUAACCCAACCCUGAUCUGUACUUCUCCACAACUUUGUCCCUGACCUGUUUGGAGAGCUCCUUGGUCUUCAUGGUGCCGCUUGCUUGGUAGUGCCCCUUGCUUAGUGGUGUUGCUGACUCUGGGGCCUUUCAGAACAGGUGUAUAUAUACUGACAUAUCAUGUGACAGAUCAUGUGACACUUAGAUUGCACACAGGUGGACUAUAUUUAAUUAAUUAUGUGACUUCUGAAGGUAAUUGGUUGCACCAGAUCUUAUUUAGGGGCUUCAUAGCAAAGGGGGUGAAUACAUACAGUGGGGAAAAAAAGUAUUUAGUCAGCCACCAAUUGUGCAAGUUCUCCCACUUAAAAAGAUGAGAGAGGCCUGUAAUUUUCAUCAUAGGUACACGUCAACUAUGACAGACAAAAUGAGGAAAAACAAUCCAGAAAAUCACAUUGUAGGACUUUUAAUGAAUUUAUUUGCAAAUUAUGGUGGAAAAUACGUAUUUGGUCAAUAACAAAAGUUGCUCAGUACUUUGUUAUAUACCCUUUGUUGGCAAUGACACAGGUCAAACGUUUUCUGUAAGUCUUCACAAGGUUUUCACACACUGUUGCUGGUAUUUUGGCCCAUUCCUAAAUGCAGAUCUCCUCUAGAGCAGUGAUGUUUUGGGGCUGUCGCUGGGCAACACGGACUUUCAACUCCCUCCAAAGAUUUUCUAUGGGGUUGAGAUCUGGAGACUGGCUAGGCCACUCCAGGACCUUGAAAUGCUUCUUACAAAGCCACUCCUUCGUUGCCCGGGCGGUGUGUUUGGGAUCAUUGUCAUGCUGAAAGACCCAGCCACAUUUAAUCUUCAAUGCCCUUGCUGAUGGAAGGAGGUUUUCACUCAAAAUCUCACAAUACAUGGCCCCAUUCAUUCUUUCCUUUACACGGAUCAGUUGUCCUGGUCCCUUUGCAGAAAAACAGCCCCAAAGCAUGAUGUUUCCACCCCCAUGCUUCACAGUAGGUAUGGUGUUCUUUGGAUGCAACUCAGCAUUCUUUGUCCUCCAAACACGACGAGUUGAGUUUUUACCAAAAAGUUAUAUUUUGGUUUCAUCUGACCAUAUGACAUUCUCCCAAUCCUCUUCUGGAUCAUCCAAAUGCACUCUAGCAAACUUCAGACGGGCCUGGACAUGUACUGGCUUAAGCAGGGGGACACGUCUGGCACUGCAGGAUUUGAGUCCCUGGCGGCGUAGUGUGUUACUGAUGGUAGGCUUUGUUACUUUGGUCCCAGCUCUCUGCAGGUCAUUCACUAGGUCCCCCCGUGUGGUUCUGGGAUUUUUGAUUGUGAUCAUUUUGACCCCACGGGGUGAGAUCUUGCGUGGAGCCCCAGAUCGAGGGAGAUUAUCAGUGGUCUUGUAUGUCUUCCAUUUCCAAAUAAUUGCUCCCACAGUUGAUUUCUUCAAACCAAGCUGCUUACCUAUUGCAGAUUCAGUCUUCCCAGCCUGGUGCAGGUCUACAAUUUUGUUUCUGGUGUCCUUUGACAGCUCUUUGGUCUUGGCCAUAGUGGAGUUUGGAGUGUGACUGUUUGAGGUUGUGGACAGGUGUCUUUUAUACUGAUAACAAGUUCAAACAAGUGCCAUUAAUACAGGUAACGAGUGGAGGACAGAGGAGCCUCUUAAAGAAGAAGUUACAGGUCUGUGAGAGCCAGAAAUCUUGCUUGUUUGUAGGUGACCAAAUACUUAUUUUCCACCAUAAUUUGCAAAUAAAUUCAUUAAAAAUCCUACAAUGUGAUUUUCUGGAUUUUUUUUCCUCAAUUUGUCUGUCAUAGUUGACGUGUACCUAUGAUGAAAAUUACAGGCCUCUCUCAUCUUUUUAAGUGGGAGAACUUGCACAAUUGGUGGCUGACUAAAUACUUUUUUUCCCCACUGUAUGCACGUGGCACAUUUCCAUUAUUUAUUAUUUAUUUUAAACAAGUUAUUUUUUUUCAUUUAAAUUCACCAAUUUGGACUAUUUUGUGUAUGUCCAUUACAUGAAAUCCAAAUAAAAAUCAAUUUAAAUUACAGGUUGUAAUGCAACAAAAUAGGAAAAACGCCAAGGGGGAUGAAUACUUUUGCAAGGCACUGUGUACUGUACUGUGUGUGUGUGUGUGUGUGUGUGUAUGUGUGUGUGUGUGUGUGUAGUCCUAUGUAUGUAUACCCAGCGUAUAGCUUUUUGAGUUCUAGAACAGAAUGAGUAAUGCUUACCAGACUAGAGAGAUCAUUUGUUUUUCUUUCCUCUUAACACAUUGUACAGACAGCGGAUGUCUGUUUCUGCUGGCCAUUUUCAUGCAAUAAGGGCAAUCCAUUAAAAACGAUGUUAGAUCCGUCUUAGGUACUCCCGACUGCUACUCACUGGCGGCGCAGCAUGCCUGCCUAUCUCUGUGAAAAGCAAAUGCCUUUUUUUCUGAAUAUUUGAGAGAGAUUAUUGUAGGUUAUGGAUCCCGUUAUGUAAUGUCCAGAUUAUUUAAAACACUUUGCCAUGCACGCAUCAAUAUCCAUAGUUCUGUUAGGCCUAAUUAAUUUACCUUUUUCUUUAUUGAGAGAGGAAACACGACUAUGAUAAUAACUGUUACAUCAGUAUUCUUCUCCAGUGCUGGUCCUGGACCCACCCACAGGGUGUGUAGGCUGUUUGUUACAGACAGUACUAACAUACCAGAUUAAAUGAUUCAAGGGCUUGAUGAUUAAUUGACUAGUAAGGGCUAGAACAAAAUCCCCUGUGGGUCUACAGGACCAUUUUGGAAGAAUACUGCUAUUAGGACUAUCACUCCGGCAUUACUUUCAUGAACAGAGGAGAGAUUGGGUGUCAAACAACGUAUGUUGAGUGUAUCUUUUAUCCAAUGUCUCUGGCAUGACUCUCUCCCCUGUUCUCCUCUUCUCCUACCUUCCCAGAAGAGCAGAAGGAAUGGAGAGUUCCAUUCUGCUUCAUCCAGGCUGCAGACCCCCAGCUUGCUCUGAUGAAGGCCUGGAGGGAGGGGGACCGUGACGGGGAGGGGACGAGUGGGCCGAAGAGGUCCAGCUGACCCAGCAGGCUGUGGAGGCCGUCAACAAGCUGUGCUGCCGGCCCAAGUUCAUGGUGCUGUGUGGGGACCUGGUCCAUGCCAGGUAAGACAAGGUUAAAAGGAAACACACCUGACCCUUAACAGGUAUGAACAUGAGGAUAUUACCUGUAUUCAGAUGGUAGACAUACUGUAUAGAAGAGAGUAGUCCAGUCAUGCUUUGACAAUGAUGGGAUCCUUUUUGUGUCACUGUCCCCGACAUGAUGCCGUCUUUUGUAUUCAUAACAACAACUGUGAGUGGAAGAGUAUAGUUUUGCUACGGCACAUUUCAUUGCAGUUAUGUGAACAUAACAGUUCUAUGUCCAGCAGCUAUGCAGAUGCACUGUUACUGACAUUCUGAUAGACCAGUUUGAAAGUCUCUGAUAUUAUAUGGGUCUAUAAAGGGAAUGGAAUAUGGCUGUUACAUAAUGAUUAAUUGAUUCCCCUUCCCCACUGAGAUUGUUCUGAUUAAAUGUAGGCACUCUUGAGAACGCUAGAGCAUUUGGAAUCGUUACAGAAUGUUCUCUAUGAGAGGCAGAAGAAUGAGCCGCCUCUUGAUACCGGCGGACUUAACAGUAGACUCCCUCCCCGCUACUGUAUCUGUGUGAUGUUUUAUCGAAAAUAUAUGAAGGAAGUAUUUGCCUCUGAGCCAUUUUCACACAAUGGUAGAUCUUGUAAAAUUGAUUAGUUUUAUCUACUCAAAUAGAUCUGAGUCUGGCUUAGGAGAAAGCACAGCAGAGGUUUGUUGGGCCUUAAGGAAAACGAAACUCCCAUUUGUCAGUGUAAGAAAAAAAGCAGAAAAACCCAUCCUUCCCUGUAUGGUUUUAAAGAGGAGGACAAGUUUGAGCGGUGUUCUCUGUAUGCCUGAGAGGCAUUAGCUGGAAACAGGUGCUGGUGGGGAAUGUAAUUAAAUGAGCGGCUAUAGCUUGGUGAGUGUUUGACGUCCAGCUGACUAAUUUGAUAACAGGGUAAGAGGAAUCGGCAGGCUAGACCCACUGCAGAGAUAAUAUUGUUGCACGCCAAUGUGCUGCUUACCAACGGAACUACCUUUGCAUGACAAUUAGGGACCGUGGGGUGCUUUGCCUUCCAAGGUUGGAUCUGUGGAAUCUGUGGCUCUGAUGUGCAUCUGCAGAAGUCAUCAGGCAUGCUUGUCUGUGUCUUCUCUGUGCUGUAUACUAUACGUGUCCAAUAUAGUUCUCAUGAACAUGAUAUUAUUGUGACUAUAUAAAAAGGUCGAAUAUUUCUGUAUUUGUAUGUUUGUCCACAUUCUGCAGAAUGCACAUUUAGCUAAAUGACGAGGGACAAAUCGUACCUCUGCUUACAUAGGAAAUGUUGUGCUAAACAGAUAACCCCAGAGCUACUUUUGUCAAUGCUUAGUAAUAAUGACCUCCAAUUUGCCUUGUACUGUACGUUCUGCUGACAAACACUUUAAUGGAUACAUUUAUACAUUAAACACAUUCCACUCCUGUACAAUCCUCUGAGUGCUCGGUAAGUAUCAAAUAUUUUCAGUGACUGCACAGUUUAAGCCGGGCACGAUUCCCUCUCAUUCCUCUUCGUCCCUCCUUCCCUCCCUGAUCAGUUGCAUUUAUAGGUCACCGUGAUAUUGCAUGUCCCUAUCAAACGCAUAGUGACAGUCUAACCGCCUGGGGUUUGGGGACAUUUUAAACAGCCUGCCAUCUCUCUUAGUUACCGUCAGGCAGCCUGAGCAGGUUGUGUGUGCCAGGUGUAUUACAAGCCACAUCCGUCACACGCACAGCCAUUUCCAUGGCUCCCACUGCUGGUGGGGGGGGGGGGUCAUCGCCAGGCAACACUCCCCAACUGACAUUUGAUUUCCCCAAAAAACGGUUUGUGUUUAUUUACAAACAGAAAAAAAAUCUGCUGCUGGCCAGAGGAAGUUGCCUGUCAACAAACAGUGCUGUCAGGGAAAGAAAGGAAAUUGGCCCCAAAUAUCUCCUUGCUGGGUGUAUCUUUGUCCUUUAUGAGUAAACAUCUCCCUUCUCAACUUGUUUGGAUACCUCACUUUAUUGUGUGAAAACACGUCUUAUUUCUCCGCAAAUGAAUUUGUCCAAAAUAAUGAUUUCAAAAUGUGCUGUGUAAAGGGGUUGUGCAGGAUGGUGCACAGUCCAUAACAACUAGAAGGUAUAUACUCAAUGGGUAGGCAUUGCAAUGUGCAGACAAUUUGUUGACACCUGUACCGAAAAUCACCAUUCUUCAGUCACCACGAAGGGAGAAAGGCUACAUAAUUAAUUCAAUUCUCUACUUGUAUCCUUCAACACCGUACAUUAUCACUGUAGUGAUCAGGAAAACACAGGGCCUUGAAGGACUCAUCGACUGACAGUUUGAUCAACCAUCACCUUUGUUAACCACCUGUGGUGUACCACAAGGCUCCAUGCUGGGCUCAGUUAAAAUGCCCAUCCCUGACCCCCUACUCCAGCAAUCCACAGGUCUUCUUCCCUAACUAGCAGCUGUCAGAGGAAACAUAUCCUCUGUCACCAUCCCAUUCCGUGCUGCUAUUAUUGACAGAAGAAAAGAUGAUUAUAUAAAAGCAACGUGCUGGACUAAACACACUCCUAAUGAACACUACAAAGGACUUCAGGGGUUGGUUAGGGGACGACAGAAGAGCACAUGAACGGGGGAAGGUAAGAGUGAGGUUAGUCUCUGACUCCCAGUAGUAUAGAAUAUAAUAAUAUACUGAAUGCCAUUUAACAGACGCUUUUAUCCAGUCGUGCGUGCAUACAUUUUACGUAUGGGUGGCCCCAGGAAUUGAACCCAUAAUCCUGGUGAUGCAAGCACCAUGCUAUACCAACUGAGCCAUACAGUCCCCCUCCACCCAUGUGGAAGCCCCCUAAUUGCUGUUGAAGGCAGAUAAAUUGGGACUCUGUGGAAUUGAGCAGCAGCAGCACAUAAUUUGGACAGGAGAGAGAUUGGGGAAAUCAGGCUCUGUGAGUAGUGUGUGUGUGUGAGCGUGUGUGUGAGCGUGUGUGUGCAGUGUAGUUGUAAUGUGUCGCUUUGUGUGUGUGUGCACAGCACAGUGUGUGUGUGAGUGUGUGUUUUGCUGAUGGGGACUUCCAAUGGGAAGAGCUUCUAAUGGGUUUAUGAGGGGUUUGGGGACAACGGAGAGGAAAGGAGAGGAGGGGAGAGAGGAGUGGGGGGGGGGGGGGGGGGGGGAUGUGUUUCAGAACCACCAGAGAGAAGAGUUAGAACUAACUGUCUCUGGUGCAUCUGUGUCAGAAUGCACUGGCUGGCUCAGUUGAUUCAUAGUGAAGUCAGUAAAGUACUUUGUAAUGCUGCCUGUGCUCUUGUUUUGUUAUAGCUUUUUAAUCUUUUAGAUGCAUUUUUUUUUCUCAAGGACAAGGUUGUACAGCACGUGAAGUUAAGCACAGUCUGCAGUCUGAUGAAUAUGGAUACAUAGGUUAAAUACAGCAUUUGGCUAGACUGAAGGACUAACAGCUAGAGAACCAUUCAAUCUCCUAAAUGCUUGAGCCAAGGAUGAGGUAUACAGUACAGGACUAUAGUUUUCUCAGCUCCCAUGGGAAUGUGUUUAUCUAGACCUGUCAAAAUCCUCUCUUUCUCAGAUAUUCUCUGAGCCCAGCUCAGCUCAGCCUAUUAAAUUGUGCCUUUCAAUGUCUAAAUAAAAUGAUACCAUCAUAGAAGCCAGUGGCCUUAGUGUUGCAAUAGCAGCAGCUACUCUUCCUGUGGUCCACAUAUAUACUGACUUUAAGAUCAGAGAUCGAUGGUGAAUGAAAAUCAGCAUCACGGCUAGACAUGUGGUUCUAGGUUACAGUUGCUGUCAAUGCCUUAAUGGGGUUGUGUCUACAGAAUUCAUAGCUAGCCAUGUUUCAUGAAUCUCAGUUGAAGUGUUGGGCAAUUCCAUGAUAAUAAUGCUGAGACUCCGAUAUUUCACUUUAAAAUGUAUUAAACAUUCAUUUUUUUAAAGCAGUGCAGAUGCAAAGUUUGGUAACAGAAGGAUGGCACAAACAGCACAAACUGUCAUUCUGUUACCCAUCUUUGCAUCUGCACUGUUCUUCAAGGAAAUGUGUUUUUGUAAAAUUUGCAGUGGAAAUUGAAAAAAGUAGUCAUUGUGCAUAGAGUUGUAUUGUUUGUUUAACUUUGUAAUCAUUUCACUUUUUAAUGUGAAACAUCUUAGUCUCAUCAUCACUCUGCUACAGUGGAAUUGACCUGUCCCAAAUGCAGAUUGAUGAGGUAUAACUGUAGCAGGGCUAGGGCUCGAGGUCUGCACAGCACUGAUUUAUUCAUCCCGCUCCCACCCGCAGACACAACUUUUCAUAUAUCGCACCUGCCCAAACCCUCUUGCUUUCUGUCUGACUUCCACCUGCUACCGCAAGAACUGGUCCCGAACCCAACCGCAGUCCUGCAAUGUUAUUUUAGGGGUAUGUGACACAGCUCACUUGCCAGUCAUGGUCCCAGCAAUUUUGCGCCCUAUAGGCAAUAUAAAAAUGCACAAAAAUAACCGAAGAAAUAGGUUAAAUUACCAGAGAUUCUCACGUGGCCCAUUAUAUUAGGCUAUCGGUAUUACCGGGCUAUAUCAGCCAAUAGGCUAGACGUAGUUUGAAGAGAGCAGAGUUGGAGAGACUUUCUCUUGAGCUAUGUUUUAGGAGUGGGACGAUUUUCAGACAAAGACAAAUAUGGCUGAUCAAUAUUUUUUCUAAGCAAUGUAGUAAACUAUAGCCUAAUCAUAUUUAGGAAGCACAUUUCCUUGGAAAGAUAAGUGCCCCGUGCUUUUCCGCCCAUGCAUAGGCUAUAGCCUACUCUAUUUCAUUGAGACCACAUGCUAACAAGCUCUCACAGUCUCACUGCAGUUACGAGUGCCAUCGCGCGCAUGUUGAUUUUGUCCACCAACACCAGACGCGAUCAAGACACGCAGGUUGAAAUAUCAAAACGAACUCUGAACCAACUAUAUUAAUUUGGGGACAGGUCGAAAAGCAUUAAACAUUUAUGGCAAUUUAGCUAGCUAGCUUGCUGUUGCUAGCUAAUUUGUCCUGGGAUAUAAACAUUGGGUUGUUAUUUUACCUGAAAUACACAAGGUCCUCUACUCCGACAAUUAAUUCACAGAUAAAAGGGUAAACCGAGUUCGUUUCUAGUAAUCUCUACUCCUUCAGGCUUCUUCUUCUUUGGACUUUAUAUGGCGGUUGGCAACCAACUUUAAGGUGCAAUACCACCACCAACUGGACUGGAGUGUGGACCUCAGUUCAUCUUUCAAUCACCCACGUGUGUAUAUGCUCCUAAAAACCAAUGAGGAGAUGGGAGAGAUGGGACUUCCAGCGCAUCAAGCGUCACAAAUAGAACCAAGAUCUAUUUUAACGCCUGGCUAUGCAGACGCUCGUUGACGCGCGCGAGCAGUGUGGGUGCAAUGAUUGAAAAACAUGUAUGUGUAAAUAUAUUUUGCAACGCUCGCGCACGCGACACGGGUGGUGUGGUCAGCAUGUUAGACAUUCAUCCACGUUCUCCAAAGGUCAAGUUUAGAAGUGUUUUUGUUCCUCCUGCUGCUCUGUAUCGUUCCAUUUCUCCAAAUGUCAAAUUUAGAACUUAAGGGUUAAUGUUAGGGACACAUUCUGAAUGGUUAAGGGAAGGCUUAAGGUUAGGGACUCAUUCUGAAUGGUUAAGGUAAGGGUUAUGGAUAGGGAUUCAUUCUGAAUGGUUAAGGUAAGGGUUAAGGUUAGGGACUCAUUCUGAAUGGUUAAAGUAAGGGUUAAGGAUAGGGACUCAUUCUGAAUGGUUAAGGUAAGGGUUAAGGUUAGGGACUCAUUCUGAAUGGUUAAGGUAAGGGUUAAGGAUAGGGACUCAUUCUGAAUGGUUAAGGUAAGGGUUAAGGUUAGGGACUCAUUCUGAAUGGUUAAGGUAAGGGUUAAGGUUAGGGACUCAUUCUGAAUGGUUAAGGUAAGGGUUAAGGAUAGGGACUCAUUCUGAAUGGUUAAGGUAAGGGUUAAGGUUAGGCACUCAUUCUGAAUGGUUAAGGUAAGGGUUAAGGUUAGGGACUCAUUGUGAAUGGUUAACGUAAGGGUUAAGGUUAGGCACUCAUUCUGAAUGGUUAAGGUAAGGGUUAAAGGUUAGGGACUCAUUCUGAAUUGUUAAGGUAAGGGUUAAGGAUAGGGACUCAUUCUGAAUGGUUAAGGUAAGGGUUAAGGUUAGGGACUCAUUCUGAAUGGUUAAGGUAAGGGUUAAGGUUAGGGACUCAUUCUGAAUGGUUAAGGUAAAGGUUAAGGUUAGGGAUUCAUUCUGAAUGGUUAAGGUAAGGGUUAAGGUGAUAGGGACUCAUUCUGAAUGGUUAAGGUAAGGUUAGGUGAGCACUCAUUCUGAAUGGUUAAGUGUAAGGUUAAGGUGGGCUCAUUUGAUGGUUAAGAGUAAGGGUUAGUUGGCACUCCUUCUGAAUGGUUUAAGGUAGGGUUAAGUUAGGACUCAUUCUGAAUGUUUAAGGUAGGGUAAGGAUGGGACUCAUUCUGAUGGUUAAGGUAAGGGUUAAGGUUAGGGACUCUUCUGAAUGGUUAAGGUAAGGGUUAGGUUAGGGACUCAUUCUGAUUGUUAAGGAAGGGUUAAGUUAGGGACUCAUUUCUGAAUGGUUUAUGUAAGGUUAAGGUUAGGGUUCAUCUGAAUGGUAAGGUCAAGGUUUAAGGUUAGGGACUCAUUUUCUGAAGGUUUAAAGAAAGUAAGGGUUAGGAUAGGGACCAUCUGAAUGGGUAAGGUAAGGUUAAGGUAGGGACUCAUUCUGAAUGUUUAAGUACGGGUUAGGGUUAGGGUUAAAACCAAAAAUGUAAAACCAGUGUCCACAACUGGGAUUGAACACAAAAGCUUUUGAUCCAGACUCAUGGGUAUUAUGCCCAUACGCCACCCCCUAACAAAACCCAAGCCUACUUGAUGUAAUAGCGCUUACUGUUGCCCCUAGUGGUCGGUUUUGAAGGCAUUUCCCGACGUCCUCAGGACAUGGAUAGACGUCCAAUUUCGAUGUCAAUCUUGAACGAUCUCCCUGGGUAGCCUAUGCCGGCGUUGCACCUUUUCCUUUUCAAUUAUGAUUUAAAAAAAUGGAUUGCACCUCAACUCACGUUGGUUGAGCGCCCUCCACUUCUUUCCAUUAACAAUAUUUAUUUAAAGACACUGUAGUAAACUAUAGUCUAAUCAUAUUUAAUUUAAUUUCAUUGGAAAGAUAACUGCCAAAUGAUUCUCCGCCAAUGCAUUGGCAGCCUACUCUAUUUCAUUGAGACCACACAUACACCCAACUGGGAGAGUAGAGGUAGGCUACUUAACUUGAACCGCAGCAUGAAAAAAGGCUGACCGCCCAGCAAUGAUCUCUGUCGGGACCUGCAGCUGAGCAGGUUUGGGGCUGCUGAUUCAUGGACGUCUCAUAGCAGCUAAUGCCUGUAUGGUGUAUUGUGGUGGAUCUAACAGCAGUAGCCUGUUUGGUGUAGUGUGGUGGAUCUAACAGCAAUUGCCUGUUUGGUGUAUUGUGGUGGAUCUAACAGCAGUAGCCUGUUUGGUGUAGUGUGGUGGAUCUAACAGCAGUAGCCUGUAUGGUGUAGUGUGGUGGAUCUAACAGCAGUAGCCUGUCUGGUGUAGUGUGGUGGAUCUAACAGCAGAGCCAUGUAAUAAGUGGUAUGUGAUCUAACAGCAGAGCUAGACUGUCUAGUGGGGGAUCUAACAGCAGUACCUAUGGUGUAGUGUGGGAUUAACAGCAUAGCCUGUCUGGUAUUGGUGGAUCUAGACAACAACGUUGGUAUUGUGGAUCUAACAGCAGAGCUGUCUGGGGUAGUGUGGAUCUAACAGCAGUAGCCUGUAUGGUGUAGUGUGGUGGAUCUAACAACAGUAGCCGAUGACACAACAGUGGUAUGCCUGAUCACCGACAACGAUGAGACAGCCUAUAGGGAGGAGGUCAGAGACCUGGCCGUGUGGUGCCAGGAUAACAACCUCUCCCUCAAUGUGAUCAAGACAAACAGAUGAUUGUGGACUACAGGACAAAGAGGACCGAGCACGCCCCCAUUCUCAUCGACGGGGCUGUAGUGGAGCAGGUUGAGAGCUUCAAGUUCCUUGGUGUCCACAUCACCAACAAACUAUCUUGGUCCAAACACAACAAGACAGUCGUGAAGAGGGCACGACAAAGCCUAUUCCCCCUCAGGAGACUGAAAAGAUUUGGCAUGGGUCCUCAGAUCCUCAAAAGGUUCUACAGCUGUACCAUCGAGAGCAUCCUGACUGGUUGCAUCACUGCCUGGUAUGGCAACUGCUCGGCCUCUGACAGAGGGUAGUGUGUACGGCCCAAUACAUCACUGGGGCCAAGUUUCCUGCCAUCCAGGACCUCUAUACCAGGCGGUGUCAGAGGAAGGCCCUAAAAAUUGUCAAAGACUCAAGUCUAGAUCCAAAAGGCUUCUUAACAGCUUCUACCCCCAAGCCAUAAGACUCCUGAACAGCUAAUCAAAUGGCUACCCGGACUAUUUUCAUUCUCCCCCCCCCCCCCCCCCCAUCCCCUCUUUUACGCUGCUGCUACUCUCUGUUUAUUAUCUAUGCAUAGUCACUUUAACUCUAUCUACAUGCACAUAUUACCUCAAUUACCUCGACUAACCUGUGCCCCCGCACAUUGACUCUGUACCGGUACCCCCUGUACAGUGAGGGAAAAAAGUAUUUGAUCCCCUGCUGAUUUUGUACAUUUGCCCACUGACAAAGGAAUGAUUAGUCUAUAAUUUUAAUGGUAGGUUUAUUUGAACAGUGAGAGACAGAAUAACAACAAAAAAAUCCAGAAAACGCAUUUUAAUGGGGGAAAUAAGUAUUUGACCCCUCUGCAAAACAUGACUUAGUACUUGGUGGCAAAACCCUUGUUGGCAAUCACAGAGUUCAGAUGUUUCUUGUAGUUGGCCACCAGGUUUGCACACAUCUCAGGAAGGAUUUUGUCCCACUCCUCUUUGCAGAUCUUCUCCAAGUCAUUAAGGCUUCGAGGCUGACGUUUGGCAACUCGAACCUUCAGCUCCCUCCACAGAUUUUCUAUGGGAUUAAGGUCUGGAGACUGGCUAGGCCACUCCAGGACCUUAAUGUGCUUCUUCUUGAGCCACUCCUUUGUUGCCUUGGCCGUGUGUUUUGGGUCAUUAUCAUGCUGGAAUACCCAUCCACGACCCAUUCUCAAUGCCCUGGCUGAGGGAAGGAGGUUCUCACCCAAGAUUUGACGGUACAUGGCCCCGUCCAUCGUCCCUUUGAUGCGGUGAAGUUGUCCUGUCCCCUUAGCAGAAAAACACCCCCAAAGCAUAAUGUUUGACAGUGGGAUGGUGUUCUUGGGGUCACAGCUUCUACCCCCAAGCCAUAAGACUCCUGAACAGCUAAUGAAAUGGCUACCCGGACUAUUUGCAUUCCACCCCCCCCCCCCCCCCCCCCCCCCCCCCCAUCCCCUCUUCUGUUUAUUAUCUAUGCAUAGUCACUUUAACUCUAUCUACAUGCACAUAUUACCUCAAUUACCUCGACUAACCUGUGCCCCCGCACAUUGACUCUGUACCGGUACAUUUACAUUUACAUUUACCCCCUGUAUAUAGCCUCGCUACUGUUAUUUUACUGCUGCUCUUUAAUUAUUUGUAUUUUUUAGUUUUUAGUGAUCUAUUUUUACUUAACACUUAUUUUUCUUAAAACUGCAUUGUUGGUUAAGGGCUUGUAAGUAAGCGUUUCACUGUAAGGUCUACACCUGUUGUAUUCGGCGCAUGUGACAAAUACAAUUUGAUUUGAUUUGAUUUGGUGUAGUGUGGUGGAUCUAACAACAGUAGCCUAUCUGUGUCUGUAGGUGAGGGCUCCUUUUUUAGUAUUUUAUUAUUUGUUUUGAAAAUGUAUUUAAGAGGACAGAAACAUUUAUUUAUCAGUAGUAUUUGACAUAAUUAUACAUAUUAAUGAAAGCUUCAGACCAGACUCCAUGUAUUGUCCCUUUGUUCACAUCAGCAAUCAGCAGUCAGUUGGCAGUCAUUGUACCUCAUUUGAUUGUUAUUCUUUCUUACUUGAUUGAUUUUGUUGCUGUUUACGAUAAAUAUUCCUCUGAUUAAAUAAUGUUAUUGCAUUGUAACUGUUAGUCCAGAUGGCUCUCUGAUCUGGUUUAGCCUAUCCUGUCUCCACUUCAGUCAUCAGAGGAUUGCCUGCUCAUCCAUUCCUUUCUACAAGACAUAUGGGCUGAUUGGGCUCUCCACCCCACGAGGAUCCCCAAAUGUUAAUAAAAGCAAUGCAUGCUUUUACAGACACCACAGCUGCUUGAAUGGGGAAUACAAGCACCAUAUUUAAAUUACAGAAGGAGCUAUCCUCAUUUUCCCAUUUCCUGUGUGUGUGUGUGUGUGUGUGUGUGUGUGUGUGUGUGUGUGUGUGUGUGUGUGUGUGUGUGUGUGUGUGUGUGUGUGUGUGUGUGUGUGUGUGUGUGUGUGUUUAUGUGUUUGUGCUCGUGCGUGCGUGUGUCGGAAUAUAGAAAGGUUCACUUAAUUAUAGCAGGGAGGUGAAAAUUCACUUUGUUUUUUUAUCUUGUUUUGUUUUAACUCAAUUAUUAUUCUCUACUUCAAACACAAUUCAUAUUGCCGGAAAUGCUCUUGUCUUAUGAAACCAACCCUAUCCAAACUUCUAAGGAAUUUUAACUCCAAAUGUAGGGCAGUAAAAUAAUUACCUAAAUGAAAAAAUAAAAACCGGAUGGAAGGAAGGAAGAAAUACUUUGCUAUGCAUUGAUGGGUUUGUUUGAUUGUAAAUUAUAAAUAGACGUAUUUUACUCUUUCUCCUUACUUUAUUCACAGAGCGGAUAAAUUCACUUUGUUCAAUUUCUCAGUUUUUUUAUUAUGUGGAUGGUAAUGAAUGAUGUGAACAGGCCAUAAUGUCCACCCAAACUUUAAAUGGAGAAAAAAAACCUGGGAAGUUAAAACUAAAUGUCACCACUGUUCCCAGACCAACAACCAACAUUGAUCCAAUUCUCAAGCCGGACUUGAAGGUGGAUCUGAGGGGUACAGACCCCUCAAUCCCUCUGGUGUUUGUCAGUGAGAACCCUGACCUGGGUAACACACCUACCCCGGAGACUGUAGCCCAGUUCUGCAACGCCUGGGGAGACGACUACUUCAGCUUCUGGGUGGGUGGCUAGAGUGAGAUGAAAACGUACUGUAGAUGGUUAUUGUACAAAACCCUUACAUAAACACUGGUCCUUUUGAACCGGAUAGGAACAAUUGGCCUGUAACAUGACUGGUAGGGACAGAGUGCCACCCCUUAGCUAACGCUUUAAUCAAACGUGAAUUAACCUACUACUGUUUUGUUUAUUUGUUUAUGUAUUUGGAUCCCCAUUAGCUUUUGCAGAAGCAGCAGCUACUCUUCCUGGGGUCCACAAAUAACACAAAACAUGACAAGUAACAAAACACUGAUAAACUGAUAGACAAGGACAGUCCCACAAAUGAUGCUCUAAACAUGUAAAAAACCUAGGUGUCAUUUUAGAUUCUGAACUCAAUUUCGAAUCACAUAUUAGGAAUGUGACCAAAAUAGCUUUUUACUAUCUGAGGAACAUUGCCAAGGUGCGGCCGUUUCUCUCUCAGGCUGAUACAGAGAGACUCAUCCAUGCUUGUAUUACAAGCAGGCUUGACUACUGUAAUGCUCUCCUGUCUAGUCUUCCCAAGAAAGCCAUUGGUCAACUGCAAAACAUACAGAAUGCUGCAGCACGGGUAAUGACCAAUACAAAACGGAGAGCUCACUUUACACCGGUUUUAAGGUCUCUGCACUGGCUGCCUGUGAGUUUUAGAAUUAUUCUGUUUUAGAUUAUUCUAUUGGUUUUUAAAUCAAUCCACGAUUAUGCACCCCAAUACAUGUCACACAUGCUUUUAAGUUAUGUACCCAGUAGGUCCCGCAGGUCCUCUGGCACUGGCCUUUUAACUAUCUCAAAGCCUAGGACCAAAAGGAAUGGAGAGGCAGCCUUUAGUUACUAUGCCCCCAGCCUUUGGAAUAGCCUGCCAGAGAACCUGAGGGGGGCCGAAACUGUGGACAUUUAAAAGAGAUCUUAAAACACACCUUUUUAGCUUUGCUUUUCCUCAGGGAGCUUUUUAGUCCUUCAGUUCUUAUUGUUAUUCUUUAGUUUUUUAUCAUCUUAUGUUUGUUCUGUAGUAAAUAUUUAAGUUUUUAUUUUCAUUGGGGUUUUUUAUUAGUUUUUUUCCUGUGAAGCACAUUGCGUUGCAUUCCAUGUCUGAAAUGUGCUGUAUAAAUAAAGCUUGAUUUGAUUUGAUAAUGACAUUAUCUAAAUAACAUUAAGCUAUACUGUAAUCCUAACCCUGUCUCACUCUGAUCUCCAGGUUGGCGGGUGGCUGUGUCUGGUCCUCAACUCCCAGCUGUUCUUUGAUAUGUCGGCGUGCCCCGACCUGAAAGACGCCAAGGAGGCCUGGUUAGAGGGCCAGCUGCAGAGGACCUCCCAGGGGCCUGGAGUCACCACCAAACACGUCCUGGUGUUCCAGCACACCCUUCUGUACUUGAAGACCCCCGAUGAGGAGGACGACUACUUAAACCUCCAGACCGCCACGAGGCAGAGCCUCAUAGACAGCUUCAAACGGGCAGGUAGGACUUUAAUAUUAGUCAUUUAACCUCUUAAGGAUUGGACCCUUUUUUUCAAUUUUCGCCUAAAAUGACAUACCCAAAUCUAACUGCCUGUAGCUCAGGACCUGAAGCAAGGAUAGGCAUAUCUUUGAUACCAUUUGAAAGGAAACACUUUGAAGUUUAUGGAAAUGUGAAAUUAAUGUAGCAGAAUAUAACACAUUAGAUCUGGUAAAAGAUAAUACAAACAAAAAAACAUGCGUUUUCUAUUAUUUUGUUUGUUCCAUUAUUUUUGAAAUGCAAGAGAAAAGCCACAAUAUAAUAUUGCAGUUUAGGCACAAUUUAGAUUCUGGCCACUAGAAAGCAGCAGUGUGUGUGCAAAGUUUCAGAUUGAUCCAGUGAAGCAUUGCAAUCCUGGACUAUUUUGUAUCAAGUCCGCCCAAAUGUGCCGAAUUGGUAAAUUUAUACAUUUUCAAGUACAUAACUAUAGAGAACAUACAGAAAUGAUGUGGUAAUACAAAAUGUAAGUUUGCACACUCCCAGGAUUGGAUGAUGGAUCAUUAGCUUAUACACUAACUUUCACACAUCUAGAUGGCCGGGCGGGGUGGCUGUGGAGCCAGAGACAGCAGGGGUACAAACUGUAGAACCCAGUUCCUACAUUUGAAUAUAAAAAUUGAUUUUAUCAAACAAAACUAUGCUACAUUUUUAUCUCUGGGACCCUUAGGAUGACAAAUCAGAGCAAUAUUACUGAAUGUAAGUACAUUAUUUACCUUCAGAGGUGAAUGUAUCAAACCCGUUGCAGUGAUACGUUUUUUGUUGUUGUGCACUCUCCUCAAACAAUAGCAUGGCAUUUUUUCACUGUACUAGCUACUGUAAAUUGGACAGUGCAGUUAGAUUAACAAGAAUGUAAGCUUUCUGCCCAUAUAAGACAUGUCUAUGUCCUGGAAAGUUUGCUGUUACUUACAACAGUCAUGCUAUUCACAUUAGCGCACGCUAGCUCAACCGUCCCAUAUACGGGACACCGAUCCCGUAGAGGCAGUGGCGGCUGGCCGAUAGAGGGCGCUAGGGCGCCGCCCCCUUAAAUAAAAUUAUUUUAAAAAAUAAAAUAAAAAUAAAAAAAAAAUAAUAAUAAUAAUAAAAACAUCAGUAUGUCAAUAUUUGUGUGUUUGAAAUAUGGAAUGCACACAGUAAUAUGUGUAAGAUAUGAUAGAAAAUCAUAUUCGCAACCUUUCCUCUGCCUGUCAAACGCCUCGUCAGCUCUGGGCGAUACAGAAAGUGCCCCGAGGAGGCGGGUCUACGUAGCAGUUAAGCCAAUUGCUAAUUUAAGAUAUGAAUGUAUGACAUAAAAUGUAGCUAAUCAGCGAUUUUAAUUCGAAUCCAAGGAGGGCGAUUAUUUUAUCGCCCCAAGCUCGCCCCUGAUAAAAUAAGGACCGGGCUCCAGUGGCGCCAUUUUUACUAGACGACAAUGGCGAACGCAAACGUUACUCCUCCAAGACCCAACCCUAACUCGGUGAAAUCUCUCCUCCAAGAUCCGUUUGAGAGGAGAACUUUGUCAGAGAAAGUUCGGGUGAAAGAGCUGGGCCCAGAUCAACCUGACCUCUCAAUCAGACAGCAGGCUAGCGAGAAAGGGAAGCAGUAUAUGCGCGGCUUCUCCCGUAGCUGGUACACCAGGAAGGCUUGGCUAGCUGGGUGCACUGAUGCUAAUGCUUUAUUUUGCUUUCCGUGCUUGCUUUUUAAAACGACGGGGUCAGAUUCAGCAUGGACAGGUACCGGAGUGAGGGAUAUGAAGCACCUGUCAGAGAAGGUAAAGAAACAUGAGAACACCAGGGCACACAUGGACAACUCUGUAAAGCUAGCUGUAUUAGGAAGGGUGAACAUUGCUACGCAGCUGGAUGACGGCCACAGGAUUGCGGUGAGGAAACACAAUGAGGAGGUGGAUAAAAACAGGCACAUUCUAUCCAAAAUUAUCGAUUGUGUGAAGUUCUGUGGGGCUUUUGAGUUGGCCUUGCGUGGGCACGAGGAGACUGACUCCUCGGACAACCCCGGCAUUUUCCGGGGCUUAGUGGAUUUUGUUGCCUCCCUCGACAGUGUGCUGGAGGAGCACCUGAAGACAGCUACCGUUUUUAAGGGCACGUUAAAGACGAUACAGAACGAGCUGUUGGAAUGUAUGCUGUCAGUGCUUAAGGAUUACAUCCUGGAGGAAGUAAAGAGUGCUGAUUUUAUCGCCAUUCAAGCUGACGAGACGACUGACGUUUCCACCCACUAACGUGUUUCCAGACCAUCAGAGACUCUGGGAACUUUGAUGCCCCGACUGUCAGAGAGGCGGGGGGCUUUGUGAGGAUGCUCGAAGACGAGGCUUUCUGUUUUUUCCUGGCACUGUUCCACAAGAUCAUGCCAAAUGUGGACAUGCUUUUCAGCCAGCUGCAGAAGAGGAACAUCGACCCUGUCUUCAUUAAAGCACUUGUCCAGAGGUUCACAGAAAGCAUGCUAACAAUCAGGUAAAUAACUAUAUUUACUAUUGGCUGAUAAAGAUGCUGUUAGAAAGAUGAAUAGUUUACUUACAACAGUUUAAAAGCCUAAAUGUGUCUGGUCAUCAAAGUGAGUGAUUAUCAUAGAGCCGUCACAAUUAUAUUUGUUUUAGUAUUUUAAAAGGAAAGAGAAGACAUUUACAUUACAUUUUAGUCAUUUAGCAGACGCUCUUAUCCAGAGCGACUUACAGUUAAGAGUGCAUACAUUUUUUCAUACUGGCCCCCGUGGGAAACGAACCCACAACCCUGGCGUUGCAAGCGCCAUGCUCUACCAACUGAGCUACACGGGACCACAUUAGUUUUGGCAAGAUCUGAAAAAAGAAGUUGGUGGAGUGCAACCCUCAAACAUUGAAGAAUUACAGCAGUUUGCUGCUGAAGAAUGGGCCAAAUUGCCAGCAGAAAAGGUGCAGCAAGCUCAUUGAUGUCUACAAUAAGCAUAUGUUGGCAGCUAUCUUGGCCAAAAGCUGUGCAACCAAGUACUAGCUCCAGGGUGCCAAUAAUUUAGUCCAUGACAUUUGUCUAUAUUUUCUAAAUUACAAUUGUAAACUUAAGUUUACAGAAAUAUAAUUAAAGGUGUGGAGACCCAUUUUUUCCUCUCAAAUUUCAACUGAUUUUAGAAGAAAUAGGGAAUUAUUUAAGAAAAGCCCAAGGGUGCCAAUAUAUUUGGACACAACUGUAUGCCUUCAGUCUAAUUGGAAUGUAUGGCAGUAGAGUUGUUUGUAUUUCUCCCUAACCAAAAUGGCUGCCAUUAGGAUACCAUUCAGGAUUUUUUUUCACCUGUGUUACCACGACAAUCACGCCAAAUGAGCAUUGCAUUUGUGUGCUCCUUCAGUGUGAAUGCGCAAAUUUGAUAUGGGUCACAUGUAAAACGGAUACAUAAUUGAUACAGAUUUACGGUAUGUUGCCUAUAUAUUACUAUAUACCGGUAUUGAUGCACAGACCAGUUUGGGUUUUUACUUUACCUUCUAUAACGGUAUUUCAAUGUUUGGUUUGUUAAAUGUGGUAAUGCCACUCCGCCAUGUGUAACGUCCGUUUUUCUAGUUUACUCCGCAAUUUGGGUCGUCUCUCUCCCUCUCUCACCAAGUACCACCCCGUCACUCAAGGAGCGCAGUUGUUGUUACUCGACCACGAGAACAAGUGUUUGUCCAAAAAGACACAAUCAGACGUUGAUAAUAAUGCAGGAAAGUACUACACAGUUUGUAAUAAUUAUUCAGGUGUCCACCAGGUCAAUUUCUAGAAGAGGCCUAGUUGUUAUUGAAGAUUAACUUUAUUGCUAAGUGCACAGCAGAACAAAAUUAUGUUGCAUCCCUCUCACAAAUGUAAUAGAAAAAGGCUUUAAAACGUAAUAACAUCAGUUAAUCAUGUACAUCACAGGUUAAAAGCAGUUACUAGACAUAGUUUGUGUGUAUAUACACACUAUCUGUCUGUCUGUCUGUCUGUCUGUCUAUAUAUAUAUAUAUAUAUAUAUAUAUAUAUAUAUAUAUAUAUAUAUAUAUAAAAGUCACUGGUUGUGUGUUGAGGGGGAAUUACAGUGAGCUAAGAAGUCUGAUUGCAAGUUAUCAAAUUCAACUUUAUUUUUUGGACCCAGGGCCUCAAUUCCCUCUUUGUGUGGGGACAGCGCAUCUGACGAGCAGCAACAGCCCAUCAAGCGACGGAGGAUGCUGGGACCAGGAGAACAACAGAGGUUGGCUAUAGAGGUAAGUUGUGAUGUAAUUGUCAGUGUUUCCCCAUAUAACUUUUUUCAGGCCUGGUUGUAUGUAGCCAAAACCCUGAACAAUCAGCACCUUGGUAAUCAUAUACUUGAGUUGGACAUAGGCAUGUGUCAGUCAGGAUCACUUGCAUCAAAAUAGCUUAAUUGCAAAUUAAAGCUGAUGAUGUAUCUUUUACAGGUAUGUGAUACCAUCCUGAGUCAUGCCAAAGAGAGGUUCUCCUUCACCCAGCACCUCAUCAGCGCAACACUAUUGCACGGAGAGUUGUUCCCACAACACAGUGUGAAGUUCCCCGAUACAGCGCUUGAAACAACCGUGGAGGCGUACCCCAUGUUGAACAAGGCCAAGCUCAAAACCGAACUGUCCCUCAUCUAUGAGAACAGUGAGUUCAAGGCUUGUAGUGGUGCAGUGCCCCUGUACCAGUUCUUCAUGGAGAACAACCUUCAGAGCACUUUCACAGAGACUGCCAGCCUCCUCAAGAUCCUCAUCACCACACCCAUGACAACUGCUGAGUCAGAAAGGUGCUUCUCUACACUGAAAAGGAUCAAGACCUUCCUGAGGAACAGCAUGACACAGGAUCGCCUGAACGCUCUGGCCAUGCUCUCCAUGGAGAAGAAACUUGUCAGGGACAUUCCUGACUUUAAUCAAAGGGUCAUUGAGAGGUUUGCCACUCAGAAGGACAGACGGGCAAAAUUCCUGUACAAAUAAGAUGACAGACACACACACACAGAGCAGCUCUGGCCGCAUGUUUCUUUGUAUAUAGUUGACCUUAGCAUAAAAAAUCCAGUUAUAUAUGGUACUCUAGAAAGUCUUAAUAGUGUCUUUGCUAAUAUUACUGUAUAUAUGUUGUUUUGUAUCAAUUAAUUGUUGCAGUUCUGGAGCACAUUAACAAUUAGUCACAUUUAGUAUGAUCAUAAAAUACUGUAUGCUAUUCUUCCAGUCAAAGGUUUGAGUUCAUCCACUUGAUAUCCAUUUCUAUAUUAUACAUCCUUUUAUACAGUAUAAGAUUUCCUAUAAACUUUAUAAUAAUUUCAUGUUAUUGUCCACUUUCCACUCUGUUCUGACAGCAUGCCUGUUGCGUUGCCUGUUUACUACCAAUGGUAAAAAGUUCACUUUAAAUGCAAAUGAAAGGCUUGGGUUUGUGUAAUAUGUUUUUGUGUAAGAAUGCCUCAACUUUUUAAUAUUGGCAUUAAAUAAUUACUGAAUGUUUCACUGAGCACUGCUGUCCUUCAGUUUGUGUUAAAAUAUAUCGCGAUGGUUACAGGAAAAAAAAAGUAUGGCACAGCCCCACCGAGAAUAUUUUUCACCAGCCGCCACUGCGUAGAGGUUAACUUGAUUGAACCUAUAUUUAGGAGAGAAUCCUAACUUCCACUAAAAAUGUAUUUUCACUUCAUACAUUGAUGUCAACAUGAUAAUGAGAUUUCAGUGGAAAUUAGGAUUCACCCCACAACCUUUAGUUAACAGGUAGUAGUGCUGAGCGAUUAGUGCUUUUUGAGGUCAGUUCAGUUUCGGUUUGAUUAUUAAAAAUAAACACAGUUUUUGAUUUCGGUUUCGGUUAUUUUUUUAAACAUUAAAUGCACUAUGUAUUAUAUGGGUUGAAUGCUGUAACAACACAGAAUAAAACAAUUAAUAAAAGUCCCAUGAUGGUAGGGACUGCACAUUACUGCUUAUUAACCAUGAUUUAUUCACAUGACUUUACUUUAAUAAAAUAUUUCAGUUGUUGUGUACAUUACAUUUGUUUUAUUUGAUGACUCAUCUCUAUAGAGCUGCUGCCUAUGCUGUCUGACAAAAUCACUACUUUGUAGGAUCUUCAAAGUAAAUAAGGCAUACUUUUAUGACUGCUGAAGACCAACUAUCGAUCACUUAUAUAAUGUAUUUUCAGGUAGAGAUACAUUACAUCACCAAAAGUUUGUGGACACCUGCUCGUCGAACACCUCAUUCCAAAGUCAUGGGCAUUAAAUAUGGAGUUGGUGCCAACAGUCUCGACUCUUCUGGGAAGGCUUUCCGCUAGAUGUUGGAACAUUGCUGCUGGGACUUGCUUCCAUUCAGCCACAAGAGCAUUAGUGAGGUCGGGCACUGAUGUUGGGUGAUUAGGCCUGGCUCGCAGUUGGCGUUCCAAUUCAUCCCAAAGGUGUUCGAUGUGGUUGAGGUCAGGGCUCUGUGCAGGCCAGUCAAGUUCUUCCACACCGAUCUCGACAAACCAUUUCUGUAUGGACCUUGCAUUGUGCACAGGGGCAUUGUCAUGCUGAAACAGGAAAGGGCCUUCCCCAAACUGUUGCCACAAAGUUGGAAGCACAGAAUCGUCUAGAAUGUCAUUCUAUGCUGUAGCACUAAGAUUUCCCUUCACUGGAACUAAGGGGCCUAGCCCGAACCAUGAAAAAUUGCCCCAGACCAUUAUUCCUCCAACAAACUGUCACGAUCGUCGUAAGCAACGGACCAAGGCGCAGCGUGAUAUGCGUACAUCUUUUAUUGAGUACUUUAUACACUACAACAAAACGAUACGUGAAGUCCUAAGGUUAACAAAACACAAACCUCUCCGGAACAAGAUCCCACAAAUGACAAGUGCAAAACAGGCUGCCUAAGUAUGGUUCCCAAUCAGAGACAACAAGCCACAGCUGCCUCUGAUUGGGAACCACCCCGGCCAACAUAGAAACACAUGAACUAGAACAUAAACAUAGAACACUAAACAUAGAAACUAACACCCUGGCUCAACAUAUAAGAGUCCCCAGAGCCAGGGCGUGACACAAACAUUACAGUUGGCACUAUUCAUUGGGGCAGGUAGUGUUCUCCUGGCAUCCGCCAAACACAGAUUCAGCCGUCGGACUGCCAGAUGGUGAAGCGUGAUUAAUCACUGCAGAGAACGCAUUUCCACUGCUCCAGAGUCCAAUGGCGGCGAGCGUUACACCACUCCAGCCGACGCUUGGCAUUGCGCAUGGUGAUCUUAGGCUUUUCUGCGGAUGUCCGGCCAUGGAAACCCAUUUCAUGAAUCUCCCGACGAACAGUUAUUGUGCUGACGUUGCUUCCAGAGGCAGUUUGGAACUUGAUAGUGAGUGUUUGUAUUUGUAUUUACUAGGGAUCCCCUACCACUCUUCCUGGGGUCCAAACAUAUUAAAGCACUUACAAUACAUAUAAAACAAAAUAUAAAACAGUACAUCAUAUGACAUUAUUACACUACUACCUAUCUACAAUACAAAAUGUUUAAAAACACCAUACAACAAUAUCACAAUGUGUGCGUAUGCAUGUGUCUAUACCCUUGUGUUUGUAUCUCUUCACAGUCCCCGUUGUUCCAUAAGUUGUAUUUUUACCUGUUUUUAAAAUCUGAUUCUACUGCUUGCAUCAGUUACCUGAUGUGGAAUAGAGUUCCAUGUAGUCAUGGCUCUAUGUAGUACUGUGCACCUCCCAUAGUCUGUUCUGGACUUGGGGACUGUGAAGAGACCUCUGGUGGCAUGUCUUGUGGGGUAUACAUGGGUGUGCCAGUAUUCCAAACAGACAGCUCGGUACAUUCAGCUUGUCAACACCUCUUACAACAACAAGCAGUGAUGAAGUCAAUCUCUCCUCCACUCUGAGCCAGGAGAGACUGACAUGCAUGUCAUUAAUGUUAGCUCUCCGUGUACUUUUAAGGGCCAGCCGUGCUGCCCUGUUCUGAGCCAACUGCAAUUUUCCCAAGUCCCUCUUUGUGGCACCUGACCACACUACUGAACAGUAGUCUAGGUGCGACAAAACUAGGGCCUGUAGGACCUGCCUUGUUGAUAGUGUUGUUAAGAAGGCUGCGCCACUCAGGAGUGGCGCAGUGGUCUAAGGCACUGCAUCGCAGUGCUAACUGUGCCACUAGAGAUCCUGGUGGACCGGGAGACUCAUGGGCGGCGCACAAUUGGCCCAGCGUCGUCCAGGGUAGGGGAGGGACUGGCCGGCAGGGAUGUAGCUCAGUUGAUAGAGCAUGGCGUUUGCAACGCCAGGGUUGUGGGUUCGAUUCCCACGGGGGGCCAGUAUAAUUUUUUUUUUUUACAUUUAUUCACUAACUGUAAGUCGCUCUGGAUAAGAGCGUCUGCUAAAUGACUAAAAUGUAAAUGUAAGGCAGAGCAGCGCUUAAUUAUGGACAUACUUCUCCCCAUCUUAGCUACUGUUGUAUCAAUAUGCUUUGACCAUGACAGUCUACAAUCCAGGGUUACUCCAAGCAGUUUAGUUACCUCAACUUGCUAAAUUUCCACAUUAUUCAUUACGAGAUAUAGUUGAGGUUUAGGAAUUAGUGAAUGAUUUGACCCAAAUACAAUGCUUUUAGUUUUUGAAAUAUUCAGGACUAACUUCCUUGCCACCCAUUCCGAAACUAACUGCAACUCUUUGUUAAGUGUUGCAUUUAUUUCAGUUGCUGUAGUAGCUGACGUGUAUAGUGUUGAGUCAUCCGCAUACAUAGACACACUGGCUUUACUCAAAGCCAGUGGCAUGUCAUUAGUAAAGAUGGAAAAAAGCAAGGGGCCUAGACAGCUGCCCUGGGGAAUUCCUGAUUCUACCUGGAUUAUGUGUGAGAGGCUUCCAUUAAAGAACACCCUCUGCGUUCUGUUAGACAAGGAAGUCAUCCAUUUCAUCCAGUUAUCAUCCAUUUCUCUGUUGCAACCGAGGACAGACAAUUCUUACGCACUACGCGCUUCAGCACUUGCCGGUCCCGUUCUGUGAGCUUGUGAGGCCUACCACUUGCUGCUCCUAGAUGUUUCCACUUCACAAUAAAAGCACUUACAGUUGACUGGAGCAGUUCUAGCAGGGCAGAAAUUUGACGAACUGACUUGUUGGAAAGGUGGCAUUACAUUUACAUUUUAGUCAUUUAGCAGACGCUCUUAUCCAGAGCGACUUACAGUUAGUGAAUACAUAUAUAUUUUAUACUGCACCCCCCCGUGGGAAUCAAACCCACAACCCUGGCGUUGCAAACGCCAUGCUCUAUCAACUGAGCUACAUCCCUGCCGGCCAUUCCCUCCCCUACACUGGACGACGCUGGGCCAAUUGUGCACCGCCCAUGAGUCUCCCGGUCGCGGCCGGCUGCGACAGAGCCUGGAUUCGAACCCGGAUCUCUAGUGGCACAGUUAGCACUGCGAUGCAGUGCCUUAGACCACUGCGCCACUCAGGAGCCACAUCCUAUGACGGUGCCACGUUUAAAGUCACUGAGCUCUUCAGUAAGGCCAUUCUACUGCCAAUAUUUGUCUUUGGAGAUUGCAUGGCUGUGUGCUCGAGUUUAUACACCUGUCAGCAACGGGAGUGGCUGAAAUAGCCGUAUCCACUAAUUUGAAGGGGUGUCCACAUACUUCUGUAUAUACAGUGGCUUGCGAAAGUAUUCACCCCCCUUGGCAUUUUUCCUAUUUUGUUGCCUUUUGGGGGUUUGUAUAAUUUGAUUUACACAACAUGCCUACCACUUUGAAGAUGCAAAAUAUUUUUUCUUGUGAAACAAACAGAAAACUUGAGCGUGCAUAACUAUUCACCCCCCCCAAAGUCAAUACUUUGUAGAGCCACCUUUUGCAGAAAUUACAGUUGCAAGUCUCUAGGGGUAUGUCUCUAUAAGCUUGGCACAUCUAGCUACUGGGAUGUUUGCCCAUUCUUCAAGGCAAAUCUGCUCCAGCUCCUUCAAGUUGGAUGGGUUCCGCUGGUGUACAGCAAUCUUUAAGUCAUACCACAGAUUCUCAAUUGGAUUGAGGUCUGGUCUUUGACUAGGCCAUUCCAAGACAUUUAUAUGUUUCCCCUUAAACCACGAAAGUGUUGCUUUAGCAGUAUGCUUAGGGUCAUUGUCCUGCUGGAAGGUGAACCUCCGACGCAGUCUCAAAUCUCUGGAAGACUGAAACAGGUUUCCCUCAAGAAUUUUCCUGUAUUUAGUGCCAUCCAUCAUUCCUUCAAUUCUGACCAGUUUCCCAGUCCUUGCCGAUGAAAAACAUCUCGGGGUGAUGAGAGGUGUUGGAUUUGCGCCAGACAUAGCGUUUUCCUUGAUGGCCGUUUUCCUUUGUCUCAUCUGACCAGAGUACCUUCUUCCAUAUGUUUGGGGAGUCUCCCACAUGGCUUUCGGCGAACACCAAACGUGUUUGCUUAUUUUUUUCUUUAAGCAAUGGCUUUUUUCUGGCCACUCUUCCAUAAAGCCCAGCUCUUUGGAGUGUACGGCUUAAAUUGGACAGAUACUUCAAUCUCUGCCGUGGAGCUUUGCAGCUUCUACAGGGUUAUCUUUGGUCUCUUUGUUGCCUCUCUGAUUAAUGCCCUCCUUGCCUGGUCCGUGAGUUUUGGUGGGCGGCCCUCUCUUGGCAGGUUUGUUGUGGUGCCAUAUUCUUUCAAUUUUUUAAUAAUGGAUUUAAUGGUGCUCCGUGGGAUGUUCAAAGUUUCUGAUAUUUUCUUAUAACCCAAACCCUGAUCUGUACUUCUCCACAACUUUGUCCCUGACCUGUUUGGAGAGCUCCUUGGUCUUCAUUGUGCCGCUUGCUUGGUGGUGCCCCUUGCUUAGUGGUGUUGCUGACUCUGGGGCCUUUCAGAACAGGUGUAUAUAUACUGAGAUCGUGUGACAGAUCAUGUGACACUUAGAUUGCACACAGGUGGACUUUAUUUAACUAAUUAUGUGACUUCUGAAGGUAAUUGGUUGCACCAGAUCUUAUUUAGGGGCUUCAUAGCAAAGGGGGUGAAUACAUUUGCACGCACCACAUUUCCGUUAUUUAUUUAGUUCGAAUUUUUUGAAACAAGUUAUUUUUUUCAUUUCACUUCACCAAUGUGGACUAUUUUGUGUAUGUCCAUUACAAGAUAUCCAAAUAAAAAUCAAUUUAAAUUACAGGUUGUAAUUCAACAAAAUAGGAAAAAUGCCAAGGGGGAUGAAUACUUUUGCAAGUCACUGUAUUAUGGGCCCUCACCUCACGAUCAUUCAUUCUUCUGUCUUUUCCACAGCAAGCGUAAAAGAAACACAGACCAGACAAGUAGAUGCUCAAUGGAUUAUGGUCAUUGUAGUUAAUUACCACGUUUUAUGUGCUUAACUAUGUAGAAUAUUGGCCUGUUGGAAACUACAACGCCGUACUACAUCGCACAGCUCAGUUGGUAGUGCAUGGCGCUUGCAACGCCAGGGUUGUGGGUUCGAUUCCCACGGGGGGCCAGCAUGAAAAUGUAUGCACUCACUAACUGUAAGUCGCUCUGGAUAAGAGUGUCUGCUAAAUGACUAAAAUGUAAAAAAAUUCAGCGAAACUGUGCAAUGUGCGCAUCGAGCUAACAUUGUUUUUGUUUUUUUAUGGAAUUAAAAUAAUUGAACUGAUGUUGGUCAAUUAGUGGUUUAAAAACCGAAGUGGUUUCCUUCCGUUUUGUGCUUAGUGAACACAGCCCAGAUGUAGCUGUGUAACACAGCCCUCACAGCAGGAAAAGAUGGGAUUAGUGUAACAACAGGUUUACUUCUGGACGAGUCAUACGGAGGCAGACCAAGGAGGAACACAGUACAGUAACUGGACUAAUCAAUGUACUCACUCGCUAUUGGCAGUAAUACACUAAUCAGGGCCGGUUGUUAUUGGCUUAUAGGUUUCGAGACAAGGGUAACUAACUUUUGAAGGAGAGUAUCUCAUCUUUUAUCUGGACAGGCCAACUUCCUAUCUCCUUCAGUACCACUUUACUGGACGCACACUUUUUACCCGAGUAGUUACAGGGUAAUACCCAUGUAAGCACUGUGUAAUUACAUUGCAGGUAGCGAGACAGUACUUUUUCACAACUAUUAUACCUGUUUUCAGCUUGCAUGAAUAUAACCAUGGCAUUACUAUAGUAUAUGGUCUAUGGUGGGACCAACAUUUCUAUAAUGUGACAAGAUAAUUACUGUAUUGUACACCAUCAUGUCACACUACUUCCUGUACAACACUAGUUAAAGAUUCAUAAAACAUGAUAAGACUUGGGACAGAGCGGUCUUGCAUCAUCUGCUCCUACUGUAUAUCACCUCUUAUAUGCUCCCUCUCUCAUCCGUACACUUGUUCACACGCGUUCUGGAGUUGAUUAUAAAUUCAGACUACGUAUAGGGCAUGUAGAUCUUUUUAAUUAUAGAUGACAGCCUUCUGUUCUGUACAGUACAGCCUUCAUCAGUUCGUAUAGUUAGUAUGGUAGGAAUACAGGAAUUUGAUUCAUGGCUGAUGAUGCCGUUUUAUUUAAAAGCAGCAUGGACAGCCAGACUGUAUUUCUCCUCCAGUACUGUAUGUUCAACCGCUGUAAGUCGCUCUGGAUAAGAACGUCUGCUUAAUGACUAAAAAUGUAAAUGUAAAAAUGGUGUCAUUUAUAAUGAGCCGUUUUAGUGGGUUUUUUGUUCCCACUGCUCAGAUGGAGAGGAAAGUUACUCCUCUUUGAAAACAUCCAAAUUAAAAGGGAAGAUUGUAGGGAUUAAAUUACUUUCAACACUUCUAUACAAACAAUGAAAAUGAAAAAAACAAGGAGGCAGAGAUGCAAAAAUACAUACAUUUCGGCUUCUACUCCUUUAUCAGUCAUGUACAAACUAAUUAAGAACAGACACAUACUUAAGAAGACGCACCUGUGCGUCUUGUUUCCUGCACCUGUUGCACCUGUGACAGGUGCGUCUUAAGUAUGUGUCUCCUCUUAAUUAGUUUGUACAGCACUGAUGAAGGUGUGUUACGAACCCCGUGGCUUUAAACGUCUAGGGUGGAUGGAGAAGAGACCCGUAACAUAAUUCAUGCAAAUUAGAAUCGUGACAUGGAACAGUGAGAACAAAAACUACACGACAACCAUAAACUACCGUCAAACAUAAAAGGUUUAUUUUUGAACACACGGUAAAGGUUUGGGAAAAAGGGCUGAGCAGGACCCAAGAAAUGAAACAAUAGUGUAAAACACCCCUAAACUGAUCUUGCCUGCCUCAAGAACCGCUAAGCUACUGCUAAUCAUACAAAAGUACAGUGGGUGGUCCGCUCAGGUCUAACUAGUGUUUUUAGACAGUUUUCUUCCUACGGGUAAUGUACGCCCAAGGGCAACUUGCUUAAAUUCCCCUUUUCCCAGAAACACAAAGUUACCAAACAGAGUAACCAGCAAAUGAGUGAGUACACAAAACACAAGACACCACAGUAUCCAUACUCACAUACGAAAAAUAGUCUCUAACAAAAUUACCAACUUUCCGGCUUUUAAACAAUGGGAUGUGUGAUUGAAAAACCAGAAACAGGUGGUGCAAUGCAGAGGAAUGUUCACUGAUUGGUCCACCUUAGCAAUCAGCAGACACCCCAACGACCACCAAUCAGGAACAUACAGGACACCUGUGAUUAGGGCAGAAGGAGAGGAAAAACACAAAAAGACACAGGAUACCUGUAUCCGUAACACUCCCACCCUUAAAAGAGCAAACCACAAUGGUUUGCGACACACGUUUUUAGACAGUUUUCUUCCUACGGGUAAUGUACGCCCAAGGGCAACUUGCUUAAAUUCCCCUUUUCCCAGAAACACACAAAGUUACCAAACAGAGUAACCAGCAAAUGAGUGAGUACACAAAACACAGGACACCACAGUAUCCAUACUCACAUACGAAAAAUAGUCUAACAAAGUUACCAAACAGAGUAACCAGCAACUUAGUGAGUAAACAAAACACAGGACACCACAGUAUCCAUACUCACAUACGAAAAAUAGUCUCUAACAAAAUUACCAACUUUCCGGCUUUUAAACAAUGGGAUGUGUGAUUGAAAAACCAGAAACAGGUGGUGCAAUGCAGAGGAAUGUUCACUGAUUGGUCCACCUUAGCAAUCAGCAGACACCCCAACGACCACCAAUCAGGAACAUACAGGACACCUGUGAUUAGGGCAGAAGGAGAGGAAAAACACAAAAAGACACAGGAUACCUGUAUCCGUAACAAGGUGUAAAAGCCGAAAUGUAUGCUGUUUUUUUGUUUAGCACUUUGCACUUUCCCCGUUUUGCGUUCCUUAGAGCAUGGAUUAAAAAAAUAUGCAUCUCGGCCUCCUUGUUUUUUUUAUUUUUCGUGGUUUGAACUCAGAUAUUUUUUCUCACACGCACCAUUCAUACUAGCCUGAGUGCAAACGUUCAACACUUCUAUUCAGGAACAGAUUGUGUAAGAUUUAAAGAAUGAUGUCAAGCUCAUAUAAAAAUAAUAUCAAGAUGAAGUUGUUUAACUCAUCCACACUAAUAUUUCCCCAGUUGUUAUACUAGUACAGUGAUAGACUAGAGCCUAGGGCAUUGGAGUGUUGAAGGCCCAAUGCUGCGUUUUUAUUUCAAUAUCAAAUCAUUUCUAGGUAACAUUUAAGUUCCUUACUGUGAUUGUUUUAAAUUAAAAUGGUAAAAAAAAGAAACAAAAAUAGCUUCUUAGCAAGAGCAAUGUCUCAAGCAAGAAUUUAGCUAGGAAAAAUCUUGCUUGAGUGGUCUGAGUGGGGAGAGGAAAACAGAAAACUUCUUGUUAUUGGCAGAGAGAUUUGUAACUCUUUCUUAUUGGUCUAUUAACUAAAUUACCACCUGGUGAUGUCACCAGGCAGGCCAAAACUCCAUCCCACCAAAACAGGCUAACAUUCCAGACGGUCUUUUCAAAGAGCUCUUACACUAAAAGGGUAUUAUCAUAAUUUUCACUUUUUCACAGUAUUAUUGUCACGACUUCCUCCGAAGCUGCCUCCCCUUCUUGUUCGGGCAGGCUUCGGCGUUCAUCGUUACCGGCCUUCUAGCCACUGCCGCUCCAUAUCUCAUAAUUCCAUUUGUCUUGUCUUGUCAGUUACACACACCUGGUUCAUAUUCCCCUCAUUAGUACAUGUAUAAGUGUUCCCUCUGCCCCCUUGUCCUUGUGGGUGAUUGUUUCAUGUGAGAUGAGUGUUAAACGACUGGGCCUUUAACCAUCACACUCAUACCCUUGUCUGUUUGGAGCCCUGAGAUGUACAGUAUAAUAAUAUUACACACACACACACAGACAAUGUUCUCCCAGUGAUGUGAGCCAUGUUGUCUACUCUACUGGGGGCCAGUAUGAACUUUUUUUUUAAAUAAUGUAUGCACUCACUAACUGUAAGUCGCUCUGGAUAAGAGCGUCUGCUAAAUGACAAAAAUGUAAAUGUAAAUGUAAUGUACAAGGCUACCAUAUUGUCUACUGUACAUAUUGUCUAUUCUAAGGCGCCUGUCUGUUCUGGCCUGCAGGCAUAGAGCUGUGAUCAGCCUCCUCUCUUUGUGUGUUAGCCUGUCUGUUCUGGCCUGCAGGCAUAGAGCUGUGAUCAGCCUCCUCUCUUUGUGUGUUAGCCUGUCUGUUCUGGCCUGCAGGCAUAGAGCUGUGAUCAGCCUCUUCUCUCUGUGUGUUAGCUUGUCUGUUCUGGCCUGCAGGCAUAGAGCUGUGAUCGGCCUCCUCUCUGUGUGUAACCAGGAGGUGCUGCUAUUCCUAUCAUUCCUAAUCAUCAGGGUGAGAUACGGGUUAGGGUCUCUCAGCUAUUGUUUACACAGUGUUUUAUUUGUUCUGCUCUGCCUGCAUUAUACAGCAGUAGGCAGGCAGGCUUCAGUGUAUUUUGGUACUAAGACUCCAAAGGAAAUAUUGAGUUUUUAGAGACAAUUUGUUCCUGUUAUUGGAAAAUUGGCUAGUACCUAUGAAUAAUUUUUCACUGCAGGGCAUUUUUUUGUAUCCCUAAAUAAAGCACAAUUUCAAAAUAAGUGUUAUGUUCCAUAUGUUUGGGAAAACUGCAGGGGGUAAGAGGGUGUUUUCCCACUGUCUUAUUGUUCAUGGUAAAUAGUCUUAUUUCCUAGAUGUUACUCAUUCCCACAUCACUUCCAUACGUUACUGUCUGUAUAUUCUCAGAAUGUACCUUGUGUUCCUCGACAUCUAGCUAUGGAGAGUCUGUUUCCUCCAUCUGUUUGUGUGCACGCGCGUGCAGGAAACAUUCUCAGGAUAUAUAUGUGCAUUCUGGCAGCUGCACAUAUAGGGGGUAAAACCUAUUAGUCUUCCCCUGGUUUAUCACAUACAUACUGUUCAGUAUAACACAUACAUACUGUUCAGUAUAUCACAUACAUACUGUUCAGUAUAUCACAUACAUAAUGUUCAGUAUAUCACAUACAUACUGUUCAGUAUAACACUUACAUACUGUUCAGUAUAACACAUACAUACUGUUCAGUAUAUCACAUACAUACUGUUCAGUAUAUCACAUACAUACUGUUCAGUAUAACACAUACAUACUGUUCAGUAUAUCACAUACAUACUGUUCAGAAUAUCACAUACAUACUGUUCAGUAUAUCACAUACAUACUGUUCAGUAUAUCACAUACAUACUGUUUAGUAUAUCACAUAGGCCCUCCAUGGAAUAGUAUACUGCUCCUAACCCAGUUUCUGUUCAGCUAUAAUAACAAUUGUGGUACUCAAUCACCUUUGAAAUGUGAUCAGUGCAGAAUUUGAAUGGAAAGGUAACUAUUAUUUUUGUAAAGAGUAGGGUUCAGGUCGUUAAAGUCUCAUAGGUAUAUUUUGAUUAAUUUCCCUUUAGUAUAGUCAGAGCACCCCACCCCUUCCCUCCACAUACAGAUUAAUAAUUAGGAUGCCCCCAGCAGUCUCAGUAGUAUCUACUCAAGCUCCCAUCACAGAUUCAUGCUACCUUCGUUAGCAUUCAGCCCUGUUGUAUUCUUUAAAACACAUUGGAAUUCCCAACAUAGCUAAUGGCGCUAGAGUUGUACAUACAGUAACUCAUUAGCGGAGAUAGAUAAGCCUGUUCUAAGUGUGUUACUCUGCUCUCUCCUCCUUUCCUCUCCUAUCCACCCUACCCUGCCACGGGUUCCCAGGCUGAGCUAGGCUGCAUCCUUAAUGGCACCCUAUUCCCUACAUAGUGCACUACUAUGGGCCCUGGUCAAAAGUAGUGAACUACACUGCUCAAAAAAAUAAAGGGAACACUUAAACAACACAAUGUAACUCCAAGUCAAUCACACUUCUGUGAAAUCAAAACUGUCCACUUAGGAAGCAACAUUGAUUGACAAUAAAUGUCACAUGCUGUUGUGCAAAUGGAAUAGACAACAGGUGGAAAUUACAGGCAAUUAGCAAGACACCCCCAAUAAAGAAGUGGUUUUGCAGGUGGUGACCACAGACCACUUCUCAGUUCCUAUGCUUCCUGGCUGAUGUUUGGUCACUUUUGAAUGCUGGCGGUGCUCAGACCCCUUGUGAGACCAUAUGCUGGUGCGGUAGGCCCUGGGUUCCUCCUAAUGCAAGACAAUGCUAGACCUCAUGUGGCUGGAGUGUGUCAGCAGUUCCUGCAAGAGGAAGGCAUUGAUGCUAUGGACUGGCCCGCCCGUUCCCCAGACCUGAAUCCAAUUGAGCACAUCUGGGACAUCAUGUCUCGCUUCAUCCACCAACGCCACGUUGCACCACAGACUGUGGAGCAUGCCCAGGCGUUGUAGGGAGGUCAUACAGGCACGUGGAGGCCACACACAAUACUGAGCCUCAUUUUGACUUGUUUUAAGGACAUUACAUCAAAGUUGGAUCAGCCUGUAGUGUGGUUUUCCACUUUUUGAGGGUGACUCCAAAUCCAGACCUCCAUGGGUUGAUAAAUUUGAUUUCCAUUGAUCAUUUUUGUGUGAUUUUGUUGUCAGCACAUUCAACUAUGUAAAGAAAAAAGUAUUUAAUAAGAUUAUUUCAUUCAUUCAGAUCUAGGAUGUGUUAUUUUAGUGUUCCCUUUAUUUUUUUGAGCAGUGUAUAUAGGGAAUAGGGUGUAAUUUGGGGCGCAAUCCUAGUCUCUAUCUAACAGCAGCUGAACAUUUUCUCUUAAACUAAAGGGACAUUUAUCAUCCCCAGGGAUUUGAUUAGAGGCAGGAGAUAAGACUUUAACCCCCUUGUUUUAAGCCUGAGAGGGUGAGGGAUGGAGGUAGGAGAUGUAUAGCCGUGGGACCAGAGAUUGGUGAUAAUGUAAUGUAUAGUGUAGCACCAGGUUGCGUGUCAGAGCCCAGGGGACGGGAACCAAAAUGAAGUUGUUGAAUGUCCAGUGUCCUCUGGGGAAUGUGUAACUUGUUGCACACACAUAGACUCUCACUGUUCAAUUUAGGUGAUGGAGGUUUCGGUAUGUUUACGGACUGGGAAAGAUGAGGGUUCUCUCUCUACUGUAUUGUGUCGGACUCUGAAGUCAUUUCUAUUGAAUGGGCAUCCAUAGAUGCAUGAGCAUUGUUAUUCCUCGUGCUCUCAGAAUGGGGGACGUUUUAAGGGAUACUGAGAUAUUUUACUUACCCAGAGUCAGAUGACCUCAUGGACCCAUUUUUAUGUCUCUGUGUGCAGUAUGAAGGAAGUUAGUGGUAGUUUCACAAGCCAAUACUAACUAGCAUUAGCGCAAUGACUGGAAGUCUACAGGUACAGUAGCAUUGCUCGCAGUAUCCCUUUAACUACGUAUAAGAUGAUGUAAAGUUUUAGUUGAAUCCAUGUUUCCUUUGUGUUGUCAAGCAUGAUGUGAAUUGACAUAAGGCAAGUACUACUACUAUGACCAAGAUGAGUUGUGUGUUUCCCCAUUCAUAUAUCAUGAUUUAGUAUUCGAUUUAGUAUUCAUGAGGGCCCAUAAUACAGUGCCUUGCAAAAGUAUUCAUCCCCCUUGGCGUUUUUCCUAUUUUGUUGCAUUACAACCUGUAAUUUAAAUUGAUUUUUAUUUGGAUUUCAUGUAAUGGACAUAAACAAAAUAGUCCAAAUUGGUGAAGUGAAAUGAAAAAUAAAGUCCACCUGUGUGCAAUCUAAGUGUCACAUGAUCUGUCACAUGAUCUCAGUAUAUAUACACCUGUUCUGAAAUGCCCCAGAGUCAUCGGCAGGGAAUGGGAAACUGGUCAGAAUUGAAGGAAUGAUGGAUGGCGCUAAAUACAGGGAAAGUCUUGAUGGAAACCUGUUUCAGUCAUCCAGACAUUUGAGACUGGGACGGAGGUUCACAUUCCAGCAGGACAAUGACCCCUCAAUCCAAUUGAGAAUCUGUGGUAUGACUUAAAGAUUACUGUACACCAGCGGAACCAAUCCAACUUGAAGGAGCUGGAGCAGUUUUGCUCCAGCUCCUUCAGUGGCUAGAUGUGCCAAGCUUAUAGAGACAUACCCCAAGAGACUUGCAGCUGUAAUUGCUGCAAAAGGUGGCUCUACAAAGUAUUUACUUUGGGGGGGUGAAUAGUUAUGCAUGCUCAAGUUUUCAGUUUUUUUGUCUUAGUUCUUGUUUGUUUCACACACAAAAAAUAUUUUGCAUCUUCAAAGUGGUAGGUAUGUUGUGUAAAUCAAAUGAUACAAAUCCCCCAAAAAUCCAUUUUAAUUCCAGGUUGUAAGGCAACAAAAUAGGAAAAAUGCCAAGGGGGGUGAAUACUUUCACAAGACACUGUAUCUGGCCCUCUGCCCUCCCUAAAUCGUGGCAUUGAAUGUUUCAGCAGACUUUUAGCCCUCCAUAACUGCCUACGAGACUAUUGCAGCUCUGUGUGUGUAACAUUUAUUGACAAUUUUGAUACCUUCUGGAAACAAAGCUUGUUUUAUAAGGAGGAUGGUGUCGUGAUGUGACUUAUUUUAAUGUAUGACUGUUAUUUAUCGAAUCACCUACAGUGGGGAAAAAAGUAUUUAGUCAGCCACCAAUUGUGCAAGUUCUCCCACUUAAAAAGAUGAGAGAGGCCUGUAAUUUUCAUCAUAGGUACACGUCAACUAUGACAGACAAAUUGAGAUUUUUUUUCUCCAGAAAAUCACAUUGUAGGAUUUUUUAUGAAUUUAUUUGCAAAUUAUGGUGGAAAAUAAGUAUUUGGUCACCUACAAACAAGCAAGAUUUCUGGCUCUCACAGACCUGUAACUUCUUAUUUAAGAGGCUCCUCUGUCCUCCACUUGUUACCUGUAUUAAUGGCACCUGUUUGAACUUGUUAUCAGUAUAAAAUACACCUGUCCACAACCUCAAACAGUCACACUCCAAACUCCACUAUGGCCAAGACCAAAGAGCUGUUAAAGGACACCAGAAACAAAAUUGUAGACCUGCACCAGGCUGGGAAGACUGAAUCUGCAAUAGGUAAGCAGCUUGGUUUGAAGAAAUCAACUGUGGGAGCAAUUAUUAGGAAAUGGAAGACAUACAAGACCACUGAUAAUCUCCCUCGAUCUGGGGCUCCACGCAAGAUCUCACCCCGUGGGGUCAAAAUGAUCACAAUGGGGGACCUAGUGAAUGACCUGCAGAGAGCUGGGACCAGAGCGUGUCCCUCUGCUUAAGCCAGUACAUGUCCAGGCCCGUCUGAAGUUUGCUAGAGUGCAUUUGGAUGAUCCAGAAGAGGAUUGGAAGAAUGUCAGAUGAAACCAAAAUAGAACUUUUUGGUAAAAACUCAACUCGUCGUGUUUGGAGGACAAAGAAUGCUGAGUUGCAUCCAAAGAACACCAUACCUACUGUGAAGCAUGGGGGUGGAAACAUCAUGCUUUGGGGCUGUUUUUCUGCAAAGGGACCAGGACGACUGAUCCGUGUAAAGGAAAGAAUGAAUGGGGCCAUGUAUCAUGAGAUUUUGAGUGAAAACCUCCUUCCAUCAGCAAGGGCAUUGAAGAUUAAACGUGGCUGGGUCUUUCAGCAUGACAAUGAUCCCAAACACACCGCCCGGGCAACGAAGGAGUGGCUUUGUAAGAAGCAUUUCAAGGUCCUGGAGUGGCCUAGCCAGUCUCCAGAUCUCAACCCCAUAGAAAAUCUUUGGAGGGAGUUGAAAGUCCGUGUUGCCCAGCGACAGCCCCAAAACAUCACUGCUCUAGAGGAGAUCUGCAUGGAGGAAUGGGCCAAAAUACCAGCAACAGUGUGUGAAAACCUUGUGAAGACUUACAGAAAACGUUUGACCUGUGUCAUUGCCAACAAAGGGUAUAUAACAAAGUAUUGAGAAACUUUUGUUAUUGACCAAAUACUUAUUUUCCACCAUAAUUUGCAAAUAAAUUCAUAAAAAAUCCUACAAUGUGAUUUUCUGGAUUUCUUUUCCUCAUUUUGUCUGUCAUAGUUGACGUGUACCUAGUUCUCUUUUUAAGUGGGAGAACUUGCACAAUUGGUGGCUGACUAAAUACUUUUUUCCCCCACUGUAACUAUGUUUAAUUGUCACUCGAUUAAAUUAAUCAUGUAACAAUUAACUCAUUAGGAAUUUGGGGCACACACAUAGGUUAUUGAUUACUAACGUAAUACAAUGAAAACAUGUCCCUAGUGGACUGGACUAACAAUAGCGUGAAUGCUUGGGUAGAAGGAGGGUCAGAGUGGAAUUGAGAGACAGAGAUUCAAACUAUCGUGGUUACUUUGGAAACUAUGCUCACGGUAAUCAGAAUACUUAUGCAUCCUAAUAAUGCUCAUUCGGAUUAGAAAUGCAACAUUUUAUUUACUUGUAGCUGUCCUCGAUAGUUGAGUUGAUGAUGUAGGACUCUGGUUUGUCCUUGGUAGAGUUUCUGGUCGUAGUGCUGGUUAGGAUGGAUACUUCAGAUGUACCAGCGGUUGUCUGAGAGGGAUUGUCCUCUCCUCUCAUGUCUUUAGUGAAAGUUCUCUAGACAACUAUACAUGCCAGCUGCAGACUGAAAUGAUAAGGUCUAGUGCAUUGUCUUCUUCUUCACCUCAUGUAGAGGUUGAGAGUUUCAGAGUUUCUCCAUUUCAAACGUGUGGACUAACGUCUCAUGUUUCCUGGUCUGGUCUGGUCUGGUAGAAAUUCAAUCAUUUGCAACGUUUAGGUCACGCUUCACAUCUGCUGGUCUAAAGGUUGAUUUGUUUAUCAAGGCUUUUUAUGCCCUCUGGGUAAAAGGGGCGUUCCAUCGUGAUGACACGAUCUCUGAUGUCACUCGGGGCGUGGCUAGUCACUGUGCAUAGUUUAUAUGAAAAACUAUUAUCUCAUUAGAAGACUAAAAUCACAUUCCUAUCUUCACCAAAAUACUCUCAUACUUAAUCAUAUAUUUUAUACAACAUUUAGAUGUAAACUUAGAUAGAUAGAAUAUAAUUUCAGAGUUACAGUUAUUACUUGAUACCAUCCUUAAUGACAUCACAAAAUAAUAAACAAUAUGACAUGAUUAUUCUUUAGAUCCCCACUAACCAUUUCCCACAUUCUUUUAAGUAGGAAUAUUGUUUCAUUAUCCACUUUUGGAUGUUGGAGUCUUGGCGGAAAGACUUCCUUUGUUAACAAAGGGGUCCUUUCUCCCAAUACUUCAUGGCAAGGAAGAGAAAGUGUGCAUGGUAUUUACGACCGGUCAUAAAACUGGCCCCCAGGAAAGAGAUGUUCAAACCUUUACCUAGCCGGUAUGUUUGAUCCUCAACCCAUGAGGGCAAGUCAUGACAAUGGAAUCCACCCAAAACAUUUGGGUUUCUGAAUCUUUUCACAGCAUUAUAAGGCUGUGUUGAGACAAUGACUUAUCAAUGACCCAAGCCCAGCUCAGUUAAUCCAAAUUCAUUGUGUCGCUGAGUUGUCAUAAUGCAUCAGCAAAUGUACAUUAACCCAGGGGGGUUGGAAGACAAAAUUUAAGUAACGUAAUUGAUGUCCCUCUAACUGCCCUGAAGGCCUCUGCUGAUCCCACAGCUAUUGUAUGCAGUAAUCAUGUGCCUAUGAACCAGAGUUAUACUGUUAGCACUGAGGCGGUGUGCCCUAGUAGGAUGUCCACUGUGUGCAGUUCACCCUGCACUAACAUAAAUAGCAUGAGCAUGUCUACUUCUGCUAAGCAUCCAAGUAAAGCAAUGAAAACAAUUAAGCAUCCCAGAAAAGUGCUAAAAAAAGCCCACGUUAACAUAUGUAGCCUAAGAAACAAGGUUCAUGAAGUCAAUAACUUGCUAGUAACAGAUGACAUUCAUAUUCUGACUAUCUCUGAAACUCACAUAGAUAAUACCUUUGAUGAUACCGUGGUAGCAAUAAAUGGUUAUAACAUUUACAGAAAAUACAGAAAUGCUAAUGGGGGCGGUGUUGAGGUCUAUAUUAAGAACCACAUUCCUGUAAAGCUUAGAGAGGAUCUCAUGUUAAAUACUGUUGAAGUAAUAUGGCUACAGGUUCAUGUGCCUCACCUAAAGCCCAUUCUUGUGGAAAGCUGCUAUAGACCACCAAGUACUAACAUUCAGUAUCUGGAUAAUAUGUGUGAAAUGCUUGAUAAUGUAUGUGAUAGCAACAGAAAGGUAUAUUUUCUGGGUGAUUUCAAUAUUGACUGGCUUUCAUCAAGCUGUCCACUCAAGAAAAAGCUUCAAACUGUAACCGGUGCCUGCAAUCUGGUUCAGGUUAUCAGUCAACCUACAAAGGUAGUUACAAACAGCACAGGAAUGAAAUAAUCAACAAUCAUGUACUGAUCACAUCUUUACUAAUGCUGCAGACAUUUGCUUUAAAGCAGUAUCCAAAUCCAUCGAAUGUAGUGAUCACAAUAUAGUGCCCUGGACACCAUAUGUGAACUGAUUGCCCCCCAUCUAUCCUCAGAGUUCGUACUGCUUGGUGACCUAAACUGAGAUAUGCUUAACACCCCAGCCAACCUACAAUCUAAACUAGAUGCCCUCAAUCUCACACAAAUUAUCAACGAACCUACCAGGUACAACCCUAAAUCUGUAAACAUGGGCACCCUCAUAGACAUCAUCCUGACAAUUUUACCCUCUAAAUACACAUCUGCUGUCUUCAACCAGGAUCUCAGCGAUCACUGCCUCAUUGCCUGCAUCCGUAAUGGGUCCGCGGUCAAACGACCACCCCUCAUCACUGUCAAACGCUCCCUAAAACACUUUAGCGAGCAGGCCUUUCUAAUUGACCUGGCUCGGGUAUCCUGGAUGGAUAUUGACCUCAUUCCGUCAGUAGAGGAUGCCUGGUUGUUCUUUAAAAGUGCUUUCCUCUCAAUCUUAAAUAAGCAUGCCCCAUUCAAAAAAUUCAGAACUAAGAACAGAUAUAGCCCCUGGUUCUCCUCAGACUUGACUGCCCUUGACCAGCACAAAAACGUCCUGUGGCGUACUGCAUUAGCAUCGAACAGCCCCUGCGAUAUGCAACUUUUCAGUCAGGAAGUCAGAUACCAAUAUACACAAUCAGUUAGGAAAGCAAAGGCUAGCUUUUUCAAACAGAAAUUUGCAUCCUGUAGCACUAACUCCAAAAAGUUUUGGGACACUGUAAAGUCCAUGGAGAAUAAGAGCACCUCCUCCCAACUGCCCACUGCACUGAGGCUAGGAAACACUGUCACCACCAAUAAAUCUACAAUAAUCGAGAAUUUCAACAAGCAUUUUGCUAUGCCUGGCCAUGCGUUCCAACUGGCUACCACUACCCCGGCCACCAGCUCUGCACCCACGCUGCAACUUGCCCAUGCCCCCCCCCCCCCCCGCUUCUCCUUCACACAAAUUCAGACAGCUGAAGUUCUGAAAGAGCUGAAAAUAAAAAUCUGGACGCCUACAAAUCAACUGGGCUAGACAAUCUGGACCCUUUCUUUCUAAAAUUAGCCGUCGAAAUUGUCGCAACCCCUAUUAAUAGCCUGUUCAACCUCUCUUUCGUAACGUCUGAGAUCCCCAGAGAUUGGAAAGCUGCCGCGGUCAUCCCCCUCUUCAAAGGGGGUGACACUCUAGAUCCAAACUGUUACAGACCUAUAUCCAUCCUGCCCUGCCUUUCGAAAGUAUUUGAAAGCCAAGUUAACAAACAGAUCACCGACCAUUUCGCAUCCCACCGUACCUUCUCCGCUAUGCAUUCCGGUUUCCGAGCUGGUCAUGGGUGCACCUCAGCCACGCUCAAGGUCCUAAACGAUAUUAUAACCGCAAUCGAUAAAAGACAGUACUGCGCAGCCGUCUUCAUCGACCUGGCCAAGGCUUUUGACUCUGUCAACUACCGCAUUCUUAUUGGCAGACUACCUCGCCUGGUUCACCAACUACUUCUCAGAUAGAGUUCAAUGUGUCAAAUCGGAGGGCCUGUUGUCUGGACCUUUGGCAGUCUCUAUUGGGGUGCCACAGGGUUCAAUUCUCGGGCCGACUCUAUUCUCUGUGUGUAUCAAUGAUGUCGCUCUUGCUGCUGGUGACGCUCGGAUCCACCUCUAUGCGGACGACACCAUUUUGUAUACAUCUGGCCCUUCAUUGGACACUGUGUUAACAAACCUCCAAACGAGCUUCAACGCCAUACAACACUCCUUCCGUAGCCUCCAACUGCUCUUAAACACUAGUAAAACUAAAUGCAUGCUCUUCAACCGAACGCUGCUUGCACCCGCCCAUCCGCCUAGAAUCACUACUCUCAGCGGGUCUGACCUAGAGUAUGUGGACAACUACAAAUACCUAGGUGUCUGGUUAGACUGUAAACUCUCCUUCCAGACUCACAUUAAGCAUCUCCAAUCAAAAGUUCGAUCUAGAAUCGGCUUCCUAUUUCGCAACAAAGCCUCCUUCACUCAUGCUGCCAAACAUGCCCUCAUAAAACUGACUAUUUACAAAAUAGCCUCCAACACUCUACUCAGCAAAUUGGAUGUAGUCUAUCACAGUGCCAUCCGUUUUGUCACCAAAGCCCCAUAUACUACCCACCAUUGUGACCUGUACGCUCUUGUUGGCUGGCCCUCACUACAUAUUCGUCGCCAAACCCACUGGCUCCAGGUCAUCUAUAAACCACUGCUAGGCAAAUCCCCGUCUUAUCUUAGCUCACUGGUCACCAUAGCAACACCCACCCGUAGUCUGCGCUCCAGCAGGUAUAUCUCAUUGGUCAUCCCCAAAGCCAACACCUCCUUUGGCCGCCAUUCCUUCCAGUUCUCUGCUGCCACUGACUGGAACAAACUGCAAAAAUCUCUGAAGCUGGAGACUCUUAUCUCCCUCACUAACUUUAAGCAUCAGUUGUCAGAGCAGCUUACCGAUCACGGCACCUGUACACAGCCAUUCUAAAAUUAGCCCACCCAACUACCUCAUCCCCAUAUUGUUAUUUAUUUUGCUAAUUUGCACCCCAGUAUCUCUAUUUGCACAUCAUCUUUUGCACAUCUAUCAUUCCAGUGUUAAUACGAAAUUGUAACUAUUUUGCACUAUGGCCUAUUUAUUGCCUUACCUCAAUAACUUACUACAUUCACACACACUGUAUAUACAUAAAGUAUAUAAAAAGUAUUUAGUCAGCCACCAAUUGUGCAAGUUCUCCCACUUAAAAAGAUGAGAGAGGCCUGUAAUUUUCAUCAUAGGUACACGUCAACUAUGACAGACAAAUUGAGAGAAAAAAAAUCCAGAAAAUCACAUUGUAGGAUUUUUAAUGAAUUUAUUUGCAAAUUAUGGUGGAAAAUAAGUAUUUGGUCACCUACAAACAAGCAAGAUUUCUGGCUCUCACAGACCUGGAACUUCUUCUUUAAGAGGCUCCUCUGUCCUCCACUCGUUACCUGUAUUAAUGGCACCUGUUUGAACUUGUUAUCAGUAUAAAAGACACCUGUCGACAACCUCAAACAGUCACACUCCAAACUCCACUAUGGCCAAGACCAAAUAGCUGUCAAAGGACACCAGAAACAAAAUUGUAGACCUGCAUCAGGCUGGGAAGACUGAAUCUGCAAUAGGUAAGCAGCUUGGUUUGAAUAAAUCAACUGUGGGAGCAAAUAUUAGGAAAUGGAAGACAUACAAGACCACUAAUAAUCUCCCUCGAUCUGGGGCUCCACGCAAGAUCUCACCCCGUGGGGUCAAAAUGAUCACAAGAACGGUGAGCAAAAAUCCCAGAACCGCACGGGGGGACCUAGUGAAUGACCUGCAGAGAGCUGGGACCAAAGUAACAAAGCCUACCAUCAGUAACACAGUACGCCGCCAGGGACUCAAAUCCUGCAGUGCCAGACGUGUCCCCCUGCUUAAUCCAGUACAUGUCCAGGCCCGUCUGAAGUUUGCUAGAGUGCAUUUGGAUGAUCCAGAAGAGGAUUGGGAGAAUGGCAUAUGGUCAGAUGAAACCAAAAUAGAACUUUUUGGUAAAAACUCAACUCAUCGUGUUUGGAGGACAAAGAAUGCUGAGUUGCAUCCAAAGAACACCAUACCUACUGUGAAGCAUGGGGGUGGAAACAUCAUGCUUUGGGGCUGUUUUUCUGCAAAGGGACCAGGACGACUGAUCCGUGUAAAGGAAAGAAUGAAUGGGGCCAUGUAUCGUGAGAUUUUGAGUGAAAACCUCCUUCCAUCAGCAAGGGCAUUGAAGAUUAAACGUGGCUGGGACUUUCAGCAUGACAAUGAUCCCAAACACACCGCCCGGGCAACGAAGGAGUGGCUUCGUAAGAAGCAUUUCAAGGUCCUGGAGUGGCCUAGCCAGUCUCGAGAUCUCAACCCCAUAGAAAAUCUUUGGAGGGAGUUGAAAGUCCGUGUUGCCCAGCGACAGCCCCAAAACAUCACUGCUCUAGAGGAGAUCUGCAUGGAGGAAUGGGCCAAAAUACCAGCAACAGUGUGUGAAAACCUUGUGAAGACUUACAGAAAACGUUUGACCUGUGUCAUUGCCAACAAAGGGUAUAUAACAAAGUAUUGAGAAACUUUUGUUAUUGACCAAAUACUUAUUUUACACCAUAAUUUGCAAAUAAAUUCAUAAAAAAUCCUACAAUGUGAUUUUCUGGGAAAGAAAUUCUCAUUUUGUCUGUCAUAGUUGACGUGUACCUAUGAUGAAAAUUACACGCCUCUCUCAUCUUUUUAAGUGGGAGAACUUGCACAAUUGGUGGCUGACUUUUUUCCCCCACUGUGUUAACUGGUUUUUCAUUUCUCCCUGGCCCUUCAUUGAUGUUACUGAGAGUGGAGAGCUGGAGAAUGUACAUAUCUGGUUUCCCAGGCAGGUGGAAAUGUAUACUGUUUUGUUACUGAUAGAGAGUAGAAAUCAGAAAUCACUUCGGAAUAAGUCUCUGGAUAAAAGGCAAGGAUGGAAAACAGCUGGACUGCAGCCUCCAAGGACUGAAGCUGUGCACCUCUGAUCUACUCCCACACACCACAGGAACACACAGUACAGUAGUAGUUACAAUAGCAGUGUGUGUGGGGUGACAUUGGAAAGGGAUCCUGAGACAGAGGCUGAGUCCCAAAUGGCACUCUGUUCCCUAUAUAUUGCACUACUUUUCAUCAUGAAAAGGACUGGUUAAAAGUAGUCCUCUGUAUUGGGUGCCAUUUGGGAAGAAGUAAGAGAGCGAUAUGUUGGAUGAGUGAUUUAUCUCUCAGGCCCAGGCUAUAGAUGAGAAUCCCCACACUAGCUACUUCAUUUUGUACCUCCCUCUGUCAUGCAAAUUAUCUACAGCUAGACACGCUUUCAUUAUGAAUUAUUUCCAGUUCAAUACUCUAAUGACACCCGCCCUCUACCGCACACACAAAGGGUGCGAAUGCACGCGCAUUCACACACACACACGUGCACACACACACUCUGCACAGUCUUACAGAUGUGUCAGUGACAUCUCUGUUGGGGGCGAACAGUGUGAGAGUGGGAGUUACAGGGUCCUUACCUGGAGAGGAUGGAGAUUUGCCCUUGAAGAAAUCAAUGAUCUGAACAGGUUGGAUCACUUAUUUAUCCAAUCCUUUUAAUGAAGUGGUCAGGAAAAACUCCUAAGGGAAACAGCCAGUGCUCUUGAGUUUCCCUGUCUGGUGUUGAGUGGGACUGACUGACUGGGACAUUAGAGCCAGUGACUAAUAACACUUGUGAGUGCAGACAGACAGACUGAGUGUGAAGAUGUUUAUCAUGUCAUUAAUUUCCCAUUAGGAUUCCCAGCAGGUCUGACUCUAGCUGGAGAUAUGAAUGAGCAAGUAACACUGGCUGUUGACAAGUGAUCACCACCAAUUCAUCCUGAUGCUUCACCACGCUAUCAAGAGGACCAGAGCAGAGUAGGCUGAAUGCUCCUCCUCAACAUUGACAGAGGUGUUAAAAGUGACAUGGCUUGCUUUAUGCAUAAUAAUUCUAAUUCUAAUUCUUUGGUUUUAUGAGCUCAUUACAUGAUGGUGUAAAGCUGAUGCAUUGAAAUUAAUUUAGGAUGAUUUUAUCGUAACAUAGCUUUUUAUUUUUAUUCUAGGGUACCUAGAGUUUUCUCAACUCCAGUGUUCCAGACAAUGAUAGGAUGGUUGUGUAAGGUUUGUGACAGCCAAACCCUCAGAUCGUGAUACCCUUCAAGCAUUAGGCAGGGUAGGCACAGUUCCUGUCCUGCUGUGCCAACUGAAGAUAGAACAAAUACUAAAUAGAGCUCUUACAACUCCCUAUUCUCAACAAUGAAUCACAAAUAAUGUACACAAUACAUUUCUAUCUGAACACUCUGAACUGUUCUGUCUCACGCAUUGAUAAUCCCAAGGUAGGACAUCACAAUGGGAAACGUCUUUCACACAAAGAAAGAGAGAGGGAGAAAGAGAUAGGUAGAGAGAGAGGUAGAAAGAGAGAGAGGUAUGGCUGAUUCAGACUGGGCUGGCUGGUUGCCUGCUGUCUAGCUUUCUCUCUCUCUGUAUCUCCCCAUCUCUUCCCUCUCACUCACUAUCUCUCCCUCCUUCCUAGCGCUCCAUCUUUCUCCUUCCCUCUCACUCCUUCCUAGCUCUCUCUCUCUCCCUCCCUCUCCCCUCUCGUUCUGAUGUGUUUAAUUAUGACAGUCUUCUGGAUGCAGCUCUACUGAGAUGGUCCUCAGAGGAAACCAUACUGGUUUAAAAAGUACAUACAUUUCUUUCUUCUUUCGUCUAGCUGAUUCACUUCUUCAUCUUAUUAUUCCUCCUGAGAAUUGCUUUUUUUUUCUCUCUCUGAUGCUUACGUCAUGUUGCUGUCGUUUGCAUUUUCUUAAUCUAUUAGGGGCGGCAGAAAGGUUGAGAAAUGCGUACAGUACUUGCAUGCUGGUUGAUAUGUUGAUGAGUGAUGUUCAACUUUUGAGAAUGUUUCCCCCCCUGUAAUUACAGUAUGAUUAAUCCUAGUGAUUAAAAUCUAGAUCAAACGUUACCCUCUGUUGUUGUUUUUGGUUUCUCUAGGUUUAGGUUUGGAAGGCUUGUCUAAUUGUAGUUCUGUUGGACUGUUAGAGGACUGCAGUAUUGGCAGUGUACACACACACGCGCGCACACACACACAUUAACCCCCACCUUAGUUGGCAGACCCUCUGUGGUUGAGUGGGAGCUGUCGUAGUGUCCUAAAUGACUUUGCCGUGGGGUACCACAGGAAAACAGAGGGGUGCAUUGGCAUAACUAUACGCUAGGACCAUAGCCUUUGGGUUUUGAUUGCAAAGGAAUUUAGCCUGCAAAAAUAAUAUGUUUAUCAUACAUUUUCAUCUAAAUUCGAUUAAUUAUUCAAUGGUGCAGUGUGUGCACCCACUGUUUUGCUAUUAAUAUAACUUAUAUUUAUUUUCUCAGUGAUAAUCCCAAAGUGUUUUUGGUGAUAUGCACUGUGCAGGACAAAUGUCUGUAGAAUCUGAAUGUUGCUGAUCAGAAAAAAAAGGCUGUUCUUGGAAAGCAACUCCAGGGUUUUCUGGAUGUUAUUUUAGUGUUAUGGAUCGAUUUCCAGGACAUGAGUGAUGUCUUCAUUUGUACUGUAGACCGGAAUUGAGGUUCUUUGUUGCCAGCUUUUGCCAGUUUUCAUUAUAUCCUUGGCAUCUGUUGUGUUUAUGGUGUAUUACUUCAGAGGAAUGGCAGCAAGCGAGCAGCAGUCUAGCUACUGCUCUACUGUUAGAAACGGAACAUCUUACUUCCUCUGUCUGCCAAAACCUGGAUUGAACUCACAGUAGAGCAUGCACGCACACACAUGCCCACACCUUCACAAAAAGAGAAAACUCAUUUAUGCUUCUUAUUCAGACUGGGGCUUGCUUGGCCAACCAGUGUGAGUGUGCAAUCAGUUCACUGCCUUCUAUUUCGCUGCAGAAACAGAGUGCUGCAGAAACACCGCUUCAGGGGAAGUGAUAGCAAUCAUUUCAAUAAUGACGAUGACGACUGUGAUGGAAAAUAAAUUGAAAAAAAAAAACGUACCCCCGAGUAACAGUUUCUACAUUUUCCAAAAAUAUUCUAAAAAUGAGUUCAGUUUCUCUGCUUGCUCUCGCUCUUUCUUUCCCUCGCUCUCUCUGUCUCCCCUCUCCCACCCCCUCCCUCUCUCCAUUCUCAGGCGUUCGCUUUCAGUCUAUCUGACAGAUAUGGCAUAGCCAAUGAUCUCAUUAUGCAAUUAUAUUGAGCUAAUAUGAAUAUAUUGCUAUGAUAUGCAGAGCAGAUACCCUUAUCAGGGACAAUUUGCAUAUGUUACAUUUAGCUCUGCAUAUGCAUGUAGACAGGAUGCAGACUGGAGCUGUUGUCACAUCUCCUCCCGUUGCUCCCCUCCGGCGCUCUGAUUCGCCGGUCUACUGAGCCACCGGUCUGAGAGCACCACCUCGGCAACACCGGAAUGGAAACCCAACGCACCCUAAUCACCUCCAGCGCACCUGCACCUCAUCAUCUCAUCACCACCCCUAUUUAGCCCUGGACUGUUCUGUAUGAUGUUGUGUGUGAUUGUUAAGCUUCGUGUCAUUUACUCUAUGUUUGUUAUUUCUCUUUCUCAUUGUUAAGUAAAGCUUGACCUUGUUAAUUCCUGCAUCUGCGUCCUGCCUCUUCGUAUACUCAGUACUCGUCACAGCUGUAUGGAGGAACAGAACAAGAUUUCAACAACAACACCAACAGAGCCAGACACCAGACAGACACCAUGUCACCUAAGGUUAAUAAAUGCUAAUAAAUUAUUAAUCGAUACUGUCAAUACUUUUUGGGGUUACUGUUUUCUUUUGGACAAAACACCAAUAUUGUGAAUGGGCAUAACAGGUCUUGUGAGUGUAGAGUCAAAUAGAUCUCAUUUCAAAAGCUUUGAUGAUAACCCUCCUCUUCCUCACACUCGCUCUCUCGCUCUCUGUGUUGUGCUGUGUAGGAGAGAAGGCAGUGUUCUCCGGCCACUACCACCGUAACGCGGGGGGGGGGCUCCAAAACGGCCUGGACAUGAGCUCCGCUAUAGGCUGCCAGGGUGGUGGUAGUGACCGCCGACCAGGUCAUCCAUCGCUACCACAGCCUGGAGCAGCUCAGUGGGCGGGGCAUGGACGAGGACCUCAGGAAACUACAGAAGGCCUGA